Podarcis lilfordi (Lilford's wall lizard) is the source of this 53104-nucleotide messenger RNA. Lineage: Eukaryota; Metazoa; Chordata; Lepidosauria; Squamata; Lacertidae. The record is from the annotation of a GenBank genome assembly.
AUAGUAGGGAUUUCAUCGCCGCGCUGCAGUCAACGACCUUCCUCGGCCAAAACAACGCAGGGAUAGAUAGGCUGACAUUAAAUUAAUUGCUUUUCUCCGUGCAAGCGGGAAGCAGGGAGAACAUAUUGCAGCAUCGUUGUAGCAUUUAGCUAUUUAACAGCCCGCUCUUGUGCGCAUAGUACACCAAAAUUAAUUCCACUGUGAUGUUCUGUGCACGCGCCUUUGCUUCCCCCUACCCGGGGCAAGUGCUAGAAGUUCUCAGCGGGCUUACUUCUGAGUAGGCACGCAUGUUGUUGUUGUUUAGUCGUUUAGUCGUGUCCGACUCUUCGUGACCCCAUGGACCAGAGCACGCCAGGCACUCCUGUCUUCCACUGCCUCCCGCAGUUUGGUCAAACUCAUGCUGGUAGCUUGGAGAACACUGUCCAACCAUCUCUUCCUCUGUCGACGCCUUCUCCUUGUGCCCUCCAUCUUUCCCAACAUCAGGGUCUUUUCCAGGGAGUCUUCUCUUCUCAUAAGGUGGCCAAAGUAUUGGAGCCUCAGCUUCACGAUCUGUCCUUCCAGUGAGCACUCAGGACUGAUUUCCUUAAGAAUGGAUAGGUUUGUUCUUCUUGCAGUCCAUGGGACUCUCAAGAGUCUCCUCCAGCCCCAUAAUUCAAAAGCAUCAAUUCUUCGGCGAUCAGCCUUCUUUAUGGUCCAGCUCUCACUUCCAUACAUGAUGUAUGGCAAGGUGAGGUCUCUACUUUUUAGAGUCACACUAUUUAAUUCCAUAGAGUCACACUAUUUAAUUCCACAGCCCGUUGGGGCCGAGACCCUACGCCUCGCUGGGGUCGCAUCCCUGCUGACGGUUUGUGGAACUACUGGAUGUGAAAAGACCUGAGGUCUUAUUGAAAGGGCUGCACGUAAAAAAACCUAAGUAACACGUGUUUCCUCAGUCCAACUUUUUUGGUCAUCUUUAAGGGAUUUCAGACCUCAAAAUAAAAAUAAAAAAAUAUUUAUUUUUUAAAUGCAAUGAAUGAGCUACUCAGGUUCGACCCACUGAAGUUCAAGGACACAUCUCGCUUUGGUUCAAUAAUUCCAGCGGCUCUACUCUGAGCAGGGCUUGGCUGAUCCAGCCCAAGGUCACUGGAGUCCACGAGAUAUUAGCCUGUGGCGCCUGCAGAUCCGAGGCCUUCCAGGAAAUCACACCCGUCUCUGCCCUCGAAGGCCUUGAUCCCGCACCUUGGGGUGUGGGGUGGAGGUUGGUAAUGAUUAAACCGUAAGACAGAAAAGCCCUCUGUGUUCCUGUCAAUUAAUUUGUGUGUCAUACUUGAGUUCUGGCAUGUAAAGCUGUUUCUAGCAGGCCCAGGCCUCAACAGACCUGGUUCACACACCGUGCCUUAUCUGAAGAGCCUGCAAAUACUGCAGAUCAGCAGUUAGUUCUUUCAGUUCUACCUUUUGCCAGAUUUUAUCAAUCUCUCCAUGGUCCAACUUCUAGAAUGCUCUUGUGCUUGAAUUCUGUCUGUAGGCUUUGCACAAGCAUCUGGGUGGCCACCAUGAGAACACAGCAUGCUGGACUAGAUAAUCCAUUGGGCCGAUCCAGCAGGCUCUUCUUAUAUUCUUAUAUACGUAACUGUAUUGGAACCACCUUCCACGCCUCUUGGAAUAUGAAUGUUAACUAAUGAGCAAUGUAUGCUAUCACGUUGAGUACAGGUAAGAAUCCUGUUGGAGACCUCAGAGUUUCUCUCUCACCCUAAGUUACCUUGCAUAUAGAAGUUAUUGAUGCAUGGUUUUUAGUGACAGCUGCGCUUAAUCUUCCUAAUAUAGCACUGACUCUGGAUUAAUUUUAACUAGCUUUUAUUAUUACAGGUAUAUCCCACUUACCUCCAAAGAGCUCAAAGCGUGAGCAUGCAUCAGCUCCGCUUCAUUUUAUCCUCUCAACAACUCUGUGAGGUUGGAUAGGCUGAGAAAUGGGAAGUAGGAAUUUGAACCUUGGUCAUCCUAGUAUAAUCCCAAAACCAUACUAGUACUAUCAUCCCUGAUGUGCUAGUACAAAUAUACUCAAAACAGUUUCUUUCCAGAUGUAAAUAAAUAGGGGGAUGACACCUUGGUUUGAUUUCUGUUCUUCUUUUUAUAUUCAGACAUGAUGUCCUGUGGGAUUACAGUUGAGGACAGGAGUCACAUCCUAACCAUGCUCACUUAGAAAUAAUUAUGCUUAGUAUUUCAAUAGUUUAUUUUUUCAUUGGACCUGGGUAUCAUAAUUCACAACUAGAUAAAAGCAUAUGGUGCAGGAAAACCUAGAAUAUUUUUAUGUGUGUUUGAAGUUUAAAGAUUUUGGUGGGAAAAUAUUCUCUGGAUCAUGAGUGCUAUUUACUUUGUGUGACACAUAACAACAUAUAGUAAAUAUUAUAUAAAAAUCUUAUUUCAGGCAUCAUAAAUUUAACAAAACUGAAAAAAGUGGUGCAGCAGGAUCUUAUCUAUGUUGGCUCAUGAGUAAUUCCAUUUCCAAGCAAGUGUACAAAAGGAAUUGUAGCCCUGGGCUGCAAUACUAUAAAAAAACCCCCGCCUCUUAGAGAGUAAAUCCCACUGAGUAAACGUGCAUGGGAUUGCACUGUUUAGCAUAUUAAAUCGCAUUGAUUGCACGGGGGGGGGGAGGGGAGAGACCUGUGCAAAAUCGCCUACCAAACACUCAGUAGCCAGAACUCUGCGAUAAUCAAUUUAUCUCUCUCUCACUCUUUUUUUUUUUUUUUUUUAAAAAGCACACUGAUAAUCUCUGGAAUUUGAUCCCAUAACGACAAAGCCAACAGAUCCCCUCCCAGUUCCUUUUGCAGAGAGCGCGUUCUACUGAUCCAAGCCCGCCUCCCAUCUCCGGGGACGCAAGGCGAUGGACUGCUACAGCUGCCAAUCAGCAAGUGCGGCGACUGGCGGCCGGUUGCAGGUGUUCUCUCUACUUUGCGGCGCUUAGAGGAACCUCGCCUGGAAUCGGAGCUGCAGCUAAAUCCGACUGCGCGUUGCAGCAGCGGGCAAAGGAAGCAGCGCAAGAACCUCGGGUGUCUCACAGGUACCUUACCCCCCCACCCGGGUCUCUCCCAAGGGCAGAGAGCUUUGCAUCCUUCCUUUCUUAGAACUACAGGGCGGCUGCUCAGAAAUGCCGGGUUUAUGUUCUCUAGGAUUGUGGAAACUUUUGUGGGCUUUGUCAGCUCAGUUUUUGUUUUGUUUUUUCCAUUUGCAAAUUGGCACAACCUCCGUGUCUAGUAAGCAGGCGGGCCUGGUAGGGAGUGUUGCCUAAGGCGUGUGAGGAAGGAUGGCAACAUUUUGACUUACAAAGCAGCUCUCCUCUCUCCCUUUAACAACUGUCCCCUCCUACCAAGGGAGGUGGUCAUGUACGAAACCGAGUGGAACUUUAUAUUCUGCUUGUAACUGAAGAGCAAGAGAAGGCUGGGAUUGUGUUGUGCCUUUACACAGGCAGGAUAGGAUAAGAGAAAAUGCCUUUCCUUUCUCCGCCUCUCAUUCUUCGCGGGCAGAAAUAUUACAAGAGCGCAGUUGGGGUGGGUGGGUGUUUGUGAAGUGCCAGUCUAAAACCAAACUUUAACCUCCUGAGGGGAAAAGGUAACACCGUUAGUAUAUGGCCCUUCAUUAUUUCCUGAAUAGUUUGCUGUUGGUCCCCGUUACUACAUGAAAGCAGAGCUGCAAUGCAAUUUGCUGCGUAAUUGCUGCUUCUCGAGUCUGCUUCUCCUCAGUGCUGCUGGAGCUGCUUUUACUUCUUUGGAAACAAGAUGAAGGCAGUGUGUUUGUGGCCCAGUUGUCCUCAGGGGUAUAAGAUGGAUGCAUUUGAGAGAGCUAUUGGCAAUUUGUUUUUCAUCCAUGGCUGGCCACACCCAGAUUCCUCCCCCCUGUAUAAAAUCUACCUACGGCAGUGAAUUAAAGCAAUUCCCCCCCCUUCCUUGAUCCUUUCAAAGAUCAAAAGUGUGUCUGAGAUCAUAUGGAAGAAUUGAGAUAUUUCCAGACUUUCAGGUGCAGCAAUGUUACUUUUCUUUUCCUGCAGUGUUUGAUCCUUGGAGAGGAAAUGAGCGCUGCUUAACCUCAGGAUCUAUCUUGAUGCUUAUUGUAUAAGAUAGGAAUGGGCGAGUAUGAAAAAUUAAUGCAGUGCCGUAGACUGGAGAGAACCAAUACACAAGCAUUCUGGAAAUUCUCAAAUAUCCUUAUGGUUUUCUGAACAAUUUUAAGUGUGUAUCUAAUAUGGUUCAGGAGCAUGCUAAACUAACUUUCUGAAUGCUGACUGACAACACAUUGUGAGAAUUGAUAGCAUUGGUUCUCAAAACCAGAAGGAAGAUGUUACUAGGGAGGCAUGGAAGUUGAUGGUGGGGAAAAUAUAGAAAAAUAGAACAAGUUUUGUUUGAGCCAGGAACAUGGGUGUAGCCGGGGGGGGAGCUGCCCCCCAAUCAAUAAAAAUACAUAGCUAGCUUUGGGCCUGUCCCCCCGAACAAAGGGCCUGCCCCACUAACAAAAAUCCUGGCUACGCCCAUGGCCGGGAAGGAAAUAGUUCACUCAUGAGCUGUUACUGCAACUGGCACUUUGGGGCCCAAUUUCUUGUGGUACAGAACAAUAACUUCUGACCCAUUGUGCUGGAGGGGGUGUGUGGAUGAGGCAUGGGUGUCUCUUUAUACAGAUCUGCCAACUCCACUGGCUGGGGAAUUUGGUUGCCAGUGGGGAAGCCCCACUGGUGAAGAGCACUACAGUGUGCAGAAGCUUCUGUCGCCUGUAUUCCCACCUGUCAAAAUGGGGAGUUUUAGGGGAGAGGUUGGACUGGCAUCCUCUACUAGCUGGAUUCUGAAGCUAGGUCUACUGCUCUCAUGUAGCAGCACCUGGGAGCUUGUGUGGCAGAGGUAUUUUCUUUUGCCCCUUCCUGGCUAGCAUAAGAAGGCAUUCUCUCAGGUACCCAGGACCCAAAUUAUAUAAGGGGUUGUAAGCCAAUGCAAGUAUUUGAAAGCAGGCUUCGUAGCACAUAGGCACCCAGUACAGUUCUUUCAGAAUUGGUGUUAUACAUUCGCAGUAAGUCACUCCAGAGAGAAGCUUUGCUGCAACUUCCAAACCAAAGUCAAGGGCAGUCCCUCACAGACUAAAUUACAGUAGUCCAGUCUUGAGGUUACCAGUUUGUGGAUCACUGUGGUAAGGUUCUACCUCUUCAGAAUGGCCAUGGCUGGAAAACCAGCCAGCAACAGUAAAAGGCAGCACUUGCCCUGGAGACCACUUGAGCCUCUAAUGACAACGAUGGCUGUAAGAGCACGUCAAAGCUGUGCACCUGUUGCUUCAGACCUAGGAACUACCUGCCCACAGGGCUUCUGUCUUAUGAGAAUUCAUUUUCAAGUUGCUGCUGUCUUCUGGAUGAGUGUCAGCAUCUAAGCGCUGGUCCAAGACCUGCUCAGUCUCACCUAACUCGGUACAGAAAAAUAAAAUUAAUUGUCAUCAGCUUACAGAUGACAGCUUGCUCAAAUCUCCAAAUAACUGCCUGUUUGCUUAAUUAUUUUAAAGCAUUUAUAUACCACUCAAUGUCAAAAAUCUCUAAAUGUUCCCAACAGCUUCAUAUAUAUGUUAAAUUAACACUUCCUGCAUUCAGCAGUAUAGUAUUAGUAUUUGAUGUAGAAGGUUAGUUUACUUCAUCUAUGCUAAAGGAAGGACCAAUUAAAGCAAUAAAGUACGAAUAUAUAUGCAAGAGAAGUAGCAGAUGCAUGUGUUUGCAAGAGUUCAGAAAAUGUCUAUUCUCUUGGGUACUUCACUGCCGUUCUUGAUAACAAGUGUGAUCGCUGGCAAUUUCAUCCAUAUAUGGUAAUUAAAGUGUCAGCCUAAUAGGCUAGGUAGCUCACCUUUGAUCGCACUGCUUUAUGUAUUAUGCUGUGCUUGUGUGUUUAUAUAUAAUCUGUUCAGAACAACCUGUAAUCAGUAUUUCACUUAGAACUUGCAGUGAUGAACUGAAAGGAGUGUGUUUAGAGCUUAGCUGGGGUGCCUAUGGCCCUCCAGAUGUUGCUGAACUGCAACUUCCAUGUCUGACGAUUGGUCAUGCUGCCUGGGGCUGAUGGGAGAUGGAGGCCAGUAUUUAUCAUAUUACACCAAUGCCUCAUCCUGUUGUGAAACGUAAGCCAACCAUUUAGCUACAUAGGCAAGGAUAAGAGAAAAGAAAUAUGGAAUAGGAAACAGGAAAUGAUUUGUGUUAUCUGUAGCUGCAUGAAGUCUAUAACAGUCUUAUUGAUUAUUUAUAUAGGAUUAAGAUUUCAUCCUUGUAUAUCUGGCCUAAAUUUCCCUUGUUUUACCAUCCUCAGUAAGAUAUUGUUGAUAACUUAGCAGCAAAUAACUUACCUUGGGAUCUUUGCCUGAAUAUGCAUGUAGGUUAUGGCGCGGGUGGCGCUGUGGGUAAAACCUCAGUGCCUAGGGCUUGCCGAUCGCAUGGUCGGCGGUUCGAAUCCCCACGGCGGGGUGAGCUCCUGUCUUUCGGUCCCAGCUCCUGCCCACCUAGCAGUUCGAAAGCACCCUUAAGUGCAAGUAGAUAAAUAGGUACCGCUUUAUAGCGGGAAGGUAAACGGCGUUCCGUGUGCUGCUCUGGUGCCGGUUCGCCGGAGCAGCUUCGUCAUGCUGGCCACGUGACCCGGAAGUGUCUGCGGACAGCGCUGGCUCCCGGCCUCUAGAGUGAGAUGAGCGCACAACCCUAGAGUCUGUCAAGACUGGCCCGUACGGGCAGGGGUACCUUUACCUUACCUUUUAUGAUCAUCCAAAGACUUAGGCACAUGCUGAUAAUGGCUUGAAAUAAUUGACCCACCUUUCAUUGAUAAAUUUGUGGAGGAUAAAGCUGUCUAAACACUUUUCAAAGCUGUCUUAGUUGGUGGCCAUUACCGCAACAUGUGGAAGAGAAUUCCAUAGUUAAACUAUACACAGUGUAAAGAAGUACUUUUGUCUGUCCUAAAUCUUGCAACAUUCAGCUUCAUUUGAUGAUCCUAGUAUUUUGAGAGAGGGAGAAAGCCUUCCGCACAGCAUACGUAAUCUUGCACAGCGCAAGUAUGCCCACCCCCCAAUAACUUUUUUGUUUUAAACUAAAAUGCGUCAAAAGUUAUAGCCUUUCCAAAUAGGGGGUUGCUCCAGCCCCUUGAUCGUUUUAGUUCCUCUUUUCCAGAUGCUUUCCAGCUCUAGAAUAUAAUUCAGUAGCUUGGAUCCUAAGGUAAAUUAACUAAAGGAAAUUCAUGGGAGGAAAUUUUUCCAUUCCUUCCUUCCCACUGCUGCCUUGUGAGCCCUAGGGGUCAGGGAGCCUGAACAAUGCGGGAUAAGAUCUGUGCAGAGCUGCUGGGGAAGAAGGAAUCACUUGCAAACUGGGAGGACCUCUGCCCACGCCACAAUGUUUAGGAGGGCCUCUCCAGCUUCUCUGGAAAAACUUUUUGGGUGGAGGGGCAAGGAAACUUCUCUUAUCUUAUGAUACUGUAUAUUUGCAAUGCGUAUUUAGUAAACUGGCCUUCUGUGUGAGCUUUGCAUGUUCUGUUUUUGAGUGUCUCUCUGAGUUACGUAAUUGCUCAUCACUCUAUUUGAGCAUUAGUUCACUUUUGAUCCUUAUUGAUCCGGUUGGACAAUAGUGGCUAUCCUUUUUACAAUAAUAUGCCUGUUUACUACUGCUGAGAAUUGCCACAUUGUUUCCUACUUGUUCUUCUUUAACUGUGAGGAAUUCUGACCUUAUACAUGUUUCUAAAAUUAAAUAGAAUGAGGAAGAUGCUGCCAGUAAGACAUAAGAAGGAUUUAUGGAUGCAUGAAGUCUCUGCAAUAUUUAAACAACUUGUGUGAUGAAGGGCAACUUAGGAAACUUUAACCAGAUAUAGUUACUAUUACUAGCCAUAAGUGCAGGCCAAAUACAUAAAUCUGUUCCACUGUCAAUGUCAGUUUUUCAGAAUUAAUUUGCCUACUUAAUAGCUUUGUAUAUUGGGCAGUAACUAUAAUAAAGCAAUAAACUUGUUUAACAAAAAGGUGGUAUAUACCUGAAUGCUACAUUUUGCGUCACAAGCUGUUUCAGGUUUUAACUUGAGCUGUUCCAGUUAAUUCCAAGGGCAUAUUUAUACAAUAAACUUAAACUAGUUCCACAUCCAUUCCCUCUUCCCAGAAGACUCUGAUACUUGUAAUUUUGUGUGGGAAAAGGGAGGGAAUAGGGGAGGCAGUAAAGAUAUAUAACAGAGUUUUUUCAGCACUUUACCUAACUGUAGCACAAGGCUGUUUGGAACUCUCAUUGAGUUCAAUCAAACUUAUUCCCAAGUAACUGUGACUAGAAUUGCAGGCUCUUAAGGAUGUCAUACUUGAUGGCACAAUGGGUGCUUAAUAUUGCAAAUGGGUCAUUCAGAUACUGCAAACAGGUAGUUGUCAAUAUGCUUUUUAAAUAUACUUAAUUUUGAUGCCAAUGGUGUGGACACUGGGGGGGGGGGAGUGCAUCAAACCCAGAAUAAACACCAGUUUGGAAACACCCUAAACGAAAUAUAAGUUUGUAGUACAAAUGCUUGAGAGAUGAACUGACAGAUAUGGUGGUGAGGAUAGAGUGCCAGACUCCUCUGAGGGUAACCAAGCUUUGAAGCCCCAUUCAUUAAACUCACUGGUGACACUGAGCCAGUCACUAUAGUCCCCUUCAGACGUUAUCCCAUGAAUUCCAGGGAUACAUGUAGUAGGGAGAGUGCCUGCUUCUGUUGGGUUCCCAGUCCUAUGGAGGAGUCUAUAUGCAUUCAACCAAAUGCAGGUAGGUCCCUCCCACCCAACAAACAAAGAGGUCUGUGGAUGGAGCCAACAGGAUGUCCAUCAGGCAUGCUGCUGCUUCUCCCUCCACUUGUUCUUAGAACUUGUGGUAGGUCACUUCUGAAGUGGGCUUAUCUCUUGGUGGAUUCAUUCUUGCAGGAUUCUUGAGAGAAUUAAAACUGGUGGCGGUGGGAAAGAAGAAUGUCCAUUGUCCUGAGCUCCUUGGGAGAAGGGUAGGGUAAAGAAUAUUGGUGACUCUUCAGGAUCCAAGAGGUAGGCUUUAGUACAGCAGAAUGAUAUAAGGGUCAAGCACCACUUAGUCUGGAAAAUAGGAAGUGCCAGAGUUCACACUUGCGGUGCAGUAGUUGGGAGUGUUGAGCUAGGACCUGGGAAACCAGAGUUCAAAUCCGUAAUCAGCCAUGAAGCUCACUGUAGGAUCUUGGGCCAGUCACUCACUCUCAGCUUAACUUACUUCACAGGGUUGUGUGAGGAUAAAAUGAGGAGAACUAUGUACACUACCUUGAGCUCCUUGGAGGCAAGGUGGGAUAUAAAUGUAAUAUAUAAAUCAUAGCCUGGAGGCAAGUGUACCUGAUGUGGAAGCACUGGAUUCUAUAUGUGUACUUGGUUAUAACAGAUUCUGAGGACUCCCACUAAUAUCACAGGUUGUUUCAGUGAUGCUGCUAAAAUAACCUACUGCUGUGUCAAAUAACAGUCUGGCUUAGAAUGUCCUUUGUGUGUGCUCAGAGUGCCUACACUGUCCCAGUGUGAGCCCCAGUAUUGGAAAUGGGUUCAGGGCCUGAGUCCUAUAGAGUUGCGUUUCAGAUUAAAGUGUGGGUACACUGUUAAGUGGUUUUGAUAAAGAAUUGAUAGAGAAUUUUCAAUACUAGUACAAUCUUUUUCUUUGAGGGAGUUCAAUUACAGACAAGACUGAUAAGCAAUUUCUGUAACAAGGCAAGUAAUUUUGAGGAGUGGCAUUCAACUACUUUUAAGACUGUAGCACAAGCGUGAAAGACUUUUUCAACCGAAAAGAAGCCACAGUACACACUGGAAAGUUUUCAGAUGUGCUGACAUCAGUACAAUUAUAUAUGAACUGCUGAGUAAUUCAGUCCUUUAAAAAUAAAUUCAAAUUUUGGCUCGCUGCCCUUCAGCUCACAUUAUUAGAUGUGUUCAAUGUGUAAUUUCUACUUGAACGUGCAAACCGUUUUGAAUUGCUUUUGCACACUCUUUCUUUCCCCUGUCAUUAGCAUCCUUUCCCUUUAUCUCAAGCUUUUUUUUCUUUUAUCACUGCUUCUGGAAUCCUUUAAUUUUGCUGCCAAAUGUGUUCUUCACCAAAAUCACUCUGUUUAGAAAUGUUAGCCUGUAAUUUUCCUAAUAGCUUUACAUUUAUAGACACGUUUUCUUGCUAGAAGCUUCAUGCUCUAUUAUGAACCACAGAUGUUUCCACCCUACCCGUCCCUUUUGUAUCUGUUACAUCUACUUCCCCACUAUGAUCCCUCCGUGCACUCCCUAUGGCAGUUUCUUGAUCACAGCCUGUCAAUGCCGCUACUGUUGUUUCCCAAAGUAGGUCAAGAGAGAGAGAGAAAGAGAGUAACAUGAGGUCCUGCAUCCCCAAGAGAGCUGAGUGCACUAUUUCUGUGGUUCUCCUUGUCUCUGCUAGCUGGGGAUUGCAGAAUAGAAUUUGAAGACUCAUCCUUUUGUGAAGAGAACAGUUGCGCAUGUUACAGCAAAGUGUGCAACAUUUAGAGAUAAGGGAACCAAAGGAGGGAGUGCUGUAUUCCCCGAAGGUAUUUUAUGAAUGAAUGAUCAGAAAUGUGUGGACCUUUAAAACAAGUUCCCCUUAAUGUGGGAAAAGUUGUUCACGUGUCAUCUCUCUGUAGCUUUUUCAUGUAAGUGCCAGUAUAACAGCAGACCAUUAAGCCCACGAUCUAAAAAUUUCCAGCUGCACUAUCGAUGCCCAGCACAUGCAAAUACAUUUGACAUGUGUGAUCAGCCCAUUCACAUGUAGCGUUACCAGAUCGGUAUUUAUUUUAUUUAUUUAUUUAUUGCAUUUAUCCCAGCUUUUAAUCCAAGGAGUUCAAGGUGACGUAUGUCUUUCUCCCCCUCCUCAUUUAAUCCCUCCAACUGGGCUGUGGGGUUGGUUAGGCUGAGAGGCAGUGACUGGCCCAAGGACACCCAAUGAGCCUCACAGUCAAGUUUGGAUUUUAAACCCAGUCUCCCAGGCCCUAGCCCAACACUCUAACCAUUACUCCACAAUGGCUCUUGUUGCAGCCCAGUCUAGCGAAUGGGCAAGUGAAUGUUACAAGUGUUUUUCAGAGUAAUGAGUGGUACACAAAAUGCUGAUAGGGUAAGCGUCCUAUCACCAAGUUGCUAAAGUCUAAUUAGGGCAAGAAGGAGUUAAUACCAUAAAGUAAACUGUCAGGCUUAGCUAUGUCCAGUUCCCCUCAUCUUGGGAGGAACUAGGUAAUCAAGGCUUUGUUCUACCCCAGUCUACUUGAGCAGCUCAGUGUGUGAAGAGGUGUAAGUUGGUUGCUCCAGCUUAGCUGCAUGGCUCUCACAAGCCAUUCUCGUGUUGCUAUACCAAUAAUUUAGGAACAUUCACCACUUUGUAACUAAGCCAGGUUUCACUGGCUGAGCAAUUUUCUGAAGCAUAUGGAUCAGAUCUUCAAAGAAUUUUUAAGUAAACCAAUCUUUAAUUUACCAAAGUGUGUGUAUUUUUUCCUAUGCAAGGGGCAAUGGGAAAUUUUGGAAGAUCUAAUAGCGUAUAUUUCCACACUUUACUUUGCUGCGUAUUUUGCCAUUUUAAAUCUCUGUUGGGGUUUUCUCACCAAAGAGUACUUGUCCCCAACCUGGAUCUUGACAUCCAGGGAAUUCUCCUUUUAUAGCAAUUUUUCCUUGAACCAACAGAUAAAAUAUUUUGUACACAUUAAAGGGCUUUGAGGAUCUCUAAUAAAAUGCUUUAUCCAGCUCUUUUCAAAUUUUAAAUAUUUAACUAAAAUCAUUCUUCUUUUUGAAGGUGUUAUUUAUUAUUGUUAAGAAAAUGACAGAGGUGGAAAGUGUAUCCUGAUUUAAUAAUUCUUGCCAUGUAGAUUACAUUCUCUUUCAGACAAAUACAUCUAGGUAGAACAUCAAUACUGUGGGCGGAAAGUCUUUCCAUGACGGAAAAUCCUGUCUUGGUUGUAGUAUAGUAUCUUAGUCAUCUAAUCUAAUAAUCUUUUGAACCAUGUAGAGUUGUGCCAGGAAUUAGCAGGGUAACAGAAGGCCAUAUUCCCUGUAAUAAAUACCGUUGUUAAUGUCUUUCAGAUAUUUCAAUAAUACAAAUUCCUGAAGCUCACUGUGGUAACUAAUUAACUUCAUUGCACUUGGGAGUAGAAGAUUUGUUUCUGAAGCUGGGACCUUUUGUACAUUUAUGCUGAGCACUACAUUAUUAGCUUCUGGAGUAGCCUUAAAAUAGCCGAUUAGCCCCCAGUUUCACUGCAGGAGUUCUGGCCUCUGAAGGCUUAGCCCUUACUGAAGUGGUAAACCUGUGUCUGGCUCACUUGCUCCCUUUCUGCAGGUGAUGUUGCUGCAAAUAUAACCUGCAAAGAAGUUCUAGAAUUACUACUACUAUUAUUUAUUGCAUCUAUAUUUUUAUUUCUUCGAAUAAGGAGCCUCCAAGUGGUAUGCAUGCUUCCACUGCCAUUUGUAUCUUUGCAGGAACCUUGAGGUCAGUUAUGCUGAGAUAGUUACUGGCCCCAGGUCACUGAUGUGACUGGGUGGAGAUUUGAGUCUCCUAGUCUUAGUUUGACACUGUAAGCCAAGGUUUAGAACCACAGGUCAGGGAGGCUGAAAGUAGCACAUCAGGCUUCUCUGUCUGGACCUUGGUACUUUCCCCGGGUCAUCCCCUUUGCGGUCUGAGUGUUACUGGAUUACAACUCCCAUCAUCCCCAGCCAGCAUGGCCAGUGGUCAGGGAUGAUGGGAGCUGUAGUCAAACAACAUCUGGAGACAACCACAUUGAUUAUUCCCACACUACACUUUGAAGCACAAGCUUACAACUUUUCUGUCACAGAAACCAAACCAGUUGAUGAAAGCUCAGUGGGAGAGGGGUUUGGGAAGGUGACAGUUCGGGUGGGUGACAUUUCUGAAUAUUCCCUGUUUUUAAAAAUAAUAAACUUGCAAUUAGAAAGCCUGCACAGCAAGGAGUGUUUCCACCUCAUGGCCAAGUUUGCUUGAUUUUUUUUUAAACUUAAAAUGAGUUUUUUUCAAAACAUGGGGGAAUAUUCAAAAUAAUAUCCCAUACUUGUUGUAUUAAAGUCUACUGCUUUCUACAACUCACAAGUCUACUCACAAGCCAUAGGGUUCACUGCCUCAGAAUUCUGCCUGGUCAUUUUGCUGUGCAUGUAGACCAAGCCUUAGCUGAAACAAAUGCCCAGAGCGAGCAGUCACCCUGGUCACAGACCUUCUCUCUACUCUAAGAUGUAUUUUAUUUCUAUUUAAAUUACAGUACAUCUGUACAUAUAAAUUAGCACAUGCAAUCUAUGCUCGCUUUUUGUCUUCCUUUUUUAAUGAUGCAUCUUUCUUUUCUUUCUGCGGGAGCGUUGUUUAAGUGGCCAUCCUACUUGUUUGCCAGACCAAAUGCUUAUUCUUCUCAUAUUUCUCUGGAUUGUUGUAGUUAGUCCUGUGGAGGGGCAGAUCUCCACUGCUGGAGCUGAAGGAUUGUGGGGGAGGAAGCAGGUGUUGGUUUAAGAGAAGUGGGACACUCCUUUUAGGAGCCCACCUGUCUGUUAAAAUGAUCAGAUGAUUCCUUAAAGUAUCCCACCUCCCAGCUCCUUAGUAGUGGUUUUACUGCUAUUCUGUUCUGCUUCUGUGUGUUUUUUGUGGCUCAAAUUUUCAUGGUUGUCUAGCCCCUUUGAAAAUUUCAGGUGAAAAAGCAGCCUAUAUACAUAUAAAUAAAGAAGGCUCUAACUUUUCAGACUGAGAAAACCUAAUGUUGCAAUUGCAGCUAUUUAUAUCCCACCAUCAGGAUAUAAUAACCGCCUAGGGAAAGACAUACAAUACUAUAUCUCAGAAGGCUGUCAAGCAAACUCCAGCAACAAAAAAGGAAGUCCUUAUAAUGGCAUUUUUUUAGACAAACUGGCAUAUAUUGGUGCUGCUGCUAGCUCUGCUUGCUGUAGUAUUUCAGAGAAAAUGUUAUCUUAAUGCUGCCUGUUCCAUAGCAUCCAGUUUUUCUAUUGUAGUGUUUUCUUACUGAAGCGGAAUACAAUACAAAGCACAUGUGUGCUAAGAUCCUUUUCAAUCAUGCAGGCUAAGCAAACUGUGAAACUGAUACUAUUGAUGAAUUUGGGUGACUGUUUUAUGUAUGAAUACUUGAGGCACAAUGCUUAAGGGGGGAGGAGUGAAGGGGUAGGUAGCUAUCGUCAAGUGAUCACUUUUCCUUCCACACACAUAUGUAGUGGCUAAAAUGUUAUAAACUUAAUUUUAAUCAAAGUUGGAUUUACUGAAAAUUGAUCGUGUAAGUACACAUUUGUAUGUUCAUUUCUCUAUGACAGGGGUGGCCAACUCCCAAGAGACUGCGAUCUACUCACAGAGUAGUGGCAGUGAUCUACCCCUUUUUUGGGGUGCAGGGCAAAAAUGUUGAACUUUUUUUAGGGGGCCCAAACUUGUUGAGCUUUGUUGGGGGGCGCCAGUGAUCUACCGCAGACACCCAGGGAUCUACCUGUAGAUCACCAUCUACCUGUUGGACAUGCCUGCUCUAUGACUUGCACCUCAAGUGAGAUAACCUGUGUGUAGAAAAAGACCAUCAAAGAACAAACACCACAGAGGUUUAUUAUUGCCUCAAGCACAAUGCUAUUUUGAGGAGGCAACAUACAUGCUCAAGUAUUGACUUAUUAGGGGUUUAUAUGGAUCUGUGAAUUAACUGAGUUCCUCUCAAUCGGCCAGUGUGGUGUAGUGGUUAAGAGUGGUGGACUCGUAAUCUGGUGAACCGGGUUCGCUUCCCCGCUCCUCCACAUGCAGCUACUGGGUGACCUUGGGCCAGUCACACUUCUCGGAAGUCUCUCAGCCUCACCUCACAGAGUGUUUGUUGUGGGGGAGGAAGGGAAAGGAGAAUGUUAGCCGCUUUGCGACUCCUUAGAGUAGUGACAUUUGUACUGAGCCAUACAAACAAACACUGCACCAGUAAAAAGAUGGAACCAAAAUAUUAGUGGCAGUGCAAAUGUGGGCUGUGUCAAGAUGUUUCCCCCGAAUUCACAAUAUGCUUCUGAAUACCUGUUGCUGGUGAACACAAGUGUGAGAGUGCUGUUGGACCAAGUUGUGCUUCUGGGCUUCCCAUAGGCAUUUGGUUGGCCACUGUGAGAACAUGAUGUUGGAGUAGAUGGGCCUUUGGCCUGAUCCAGAGGGGCUGCUAUUAUGUCCUUAUGUCCCUUCAAAUCUGGAUCGGAGAUGUUCUCCUGUAACAGUAAUCCGGCAUCCAUUUGCCAUAGAACAGUGUUACCUUAUAGUAAAGAAACCCAGUUCAGAACUGUACUGUAAACCAGUAAGUUUUUAUUUGGUUUCAAUUUUAUGAAAGCUAAUAAAACUGAAAUAUUUCCAAAAGUAUCCAAAUUGAAAUGUUUGUAUGAAAUCGGAUAUAUUGGCCAUUUGGACAGAGUAUCUCAAACAGGAUUUGAGGGUUUUCUUCAUAUGCAGAAACUGGUAAGCUUCUGAUCCUGGAAGUAGCCUAAAGCCACCACAGCUAGUAGGCAUUAAUGGUCUUUAUUAUUAGGGUUGCUGUAUUUCAAAAAGUGAAAAUUCAGACAGAAAAGAGAAAAGUAGUUGAGCUUUUCUUUCAAAAUCACAAAGGAUUUGGGCAUUUUUUAGUUUGUAAUUUUAAGGGAAAUUGGCAAAAAUAACACUGCUGACAUUGGUUGUCAUAAGUCUGAAUAUUCCCAGACAUUUAGCCGAUUUCUGCCUGGACCCUGCUUUCGGAUAAAGUAUUCCGGGUAUGUCUGGGAAAUUCCAGACAUAUGGCAACCCUUUUUUUUUAAUCCUCCAUGAUUUUGUUUGCCUUUUUGAAGCUGUCUAAUUAUAUAUUGCUUUUGCUGUCUAGCUGUUCCUCUAACUACAUAGUUUUUACACAAAUAUCCAGUGCAGCCCCCAUCCCAGUGGAUUCAGACCACUAUGCUCCAUAUCUGAAUUGCCCUCCCCCUUGUGAAUGGGUGGUAAUGUUUGGAUGCAUAUGGAUUUGGUGUGUAUAUAUGGAUAUUGUUCUGGCCCUGCCAAUUGCUGGUCCCCACCAGCUUACUCAUAAGGGUUUGACCUAAAAGAGUUUUUCCACCAAUAUUCCUUGCUUUCAUUAGGGAUGGAGGAGAAAUCUGACUAAGUUCACACUUAAAGGUGAACUUGCUGAAUUCACACUUUGCAAAACAAAGCAGGAACCAAACUGCAGAUGAGUUCACACUUCUCCAAAUUUUGCAGUGUGUACAAAUACGCACAUACUAGGCUAGCAUGUGCAUAUAAAUGCAUAUAUUGGUGAAAAUAACAUACAGAAAUGCGUUAUUUGGGGGGAAAUUGUUUUGCAAAAUAGGUGUCUUUUUGGGGAAAUGGUGCUGAUGAAUUUUCACAAGGAUUAUUAUUAUUAUUUUUUAAUAUAGUACAGAUGGAUGUGGAAAUGUGGAGAACUGAACUGAAGGCUGGGAGAGUGAGAAAAUGAGAUAAAACAAAACUGACACAUUCACCCAUCCAUAGCCUUCGUAACUACUGUUUGUUUGUUGGGUCUGUUCAUGUAGGAAGCAGGGCUUUGUAAGAACGAAAAGGAAGGGGGAAGAUUGACCUCCCUUGCCGUCUUGUCCUGUUGCUAAACUCACACAGGUGCUUAACUUUUAUACUUCUAGCUAGCCUCCCCCAACUCCGGCAGUCAGGCGAGUUAUCCUUUAUAUCCAAGGGCACUGACUUCUAUUUUUAGUUGUGAAAGUAACCUACAUCUCAUGAAAUAGGCAUUGCUGACUUUCUUAAAACAUAGUGUGAAGGAAACACUCACACACACGCCCCCAACACAGUGAGAUUUGGCAGUAAUAGUGCAAAUCUGUGUUUGAGAAUUAUAUUUUAGAUUUCACUAAUGAGAGACUAAAUAGCAUAGUCAGUGGCUCUGUAUCUUGAUCUGCUGUGCUAAUCUUUAGCAUUAGCGUGUAUGGCCUAGUCCUGCUUUGGCAAGGACUGAACUGAUUAUACUUGCAGCUUCACUGACUUGUGGAGCCAGUAUUUCCAGGAGCUCAAAAUCGACAAACUGGACAUAAUUUUAUAUAGAAUGUGGCUUUCAAAUAUGGAACUUUCUCAGAAUGUAGCACUGGUGAGAGAAGUGUGGUCACAUUGCCACAGAUAUGGAAUAAUCCAAAACUAUGCUUUCUACCUGUUUGAAAUAUGUUCCUAUGAGAAAGCUGUCCUAAAUUUUGGCUGCUCAUGCCCAUUAAAAUGUGAGCUAAAAAAUCUGGUUGCUGAGCCAGCUUUGCCAAUUAUAAUUGCGUGCUUGAACUGUCUCUAGUUUGUAAGCUUUCUCUCCCCUCGCCCCUUUUAAUAGCGGCUUUAUUGUCUCAGAAGUCUUUGUAGGCCACCCAAGAUUUUAAGUUUGUUUUUUAAACAGGGAAUAUUCUUCAAAAUUUGUUUUAAGGAUUGAGGGUAAUAAAUAAGUGUUUUCCAACUGGCUUCUUUUAAGACUCAGAUUUAAGGUUGCUGACCUCUCUGGUGUAAGUCAAGAGAGGCUGAUGGUGAAAGUUAAGAGCUAGUUUGUGAUAACCCAUUAAAAUGCUGAAUGGGCCUGCUCUGGACUGAGUGUUUUAUGACUGUGGAAAUGGACCUGGGAGUUUAAAGCCAGUGAGUGGUAUUCAGCCAAGUUUUACUUACAGGAAGCACAGUUAUAAUGGAACUUUCUCACAAGCAUGCUUAAAAUGUAGCCACUACAGAUGAUGAGUGUCAUGCAAAGAACAGGAUGCAAAUAACAUUUAUUCUUUUGCUUGUCUUGAGUUUUAUUUAUAUGAAUAAUCGUCUUUUGACAAUAACAGUGUAGUAUAGAUCUUUAAAACAUAAGAGAUGAAUGUGUCUUGUCUUCGUAAACUAUGCAAAGUGUUAUUAAAGUACUUUCUGCAGAAUUAAAGUAUCGGAUGAGAUGGCACAGUUCCUGGUCCUUGUUCUGUGAACAGCUGCAAUAAAUGAACUACCAUAGUUUUCACUCUCUGUUCUCUGAAUUCAGGUGAGCAUUGCCCAUAGCACUAGAUGCUGGAAAGGUAUUGUUUUCAGCCCACCUGGUUUUUCAGAGAUGAAUAAAUCCCCUUGCACUAAUACUAAUCCUCAUGUUAGCACAAACAAACUUGCAGAUUUGCUCACUUGCAUCAGAUCCCCAGAAGGAUGCCCAGCACUGCAAAAUACUCCAUUUCCCACCAACUUGCAGUUUUUUCUGUCCCUCUGCAUUCACUUUCUCUCUCCCUGCCUGUCCCAACUGCAGUACUUCUGCUUUUCACAAGCAAACUGCAGAACACUUACAGCAAACCCUACUUCUGCAGCUAGGUUUAUUGCCCAUUCAGAAAACACCUACAAACUCAAGAAUGUAUGUUCAGAAGGUCCAAUAAAUUCAAUAAGAUUUACUUCCAAGUGGAAAUGCGUAGGCUUGCAACUUGUGUUCUCCCCCUUUCAUUUCUUUCUUUUUAAAAAUCAUACUCCAAGAUGGCACCUUGAAUCAUUUGAGUGUAAGUAGCAAAAUAAUGACAGAAUAAUGGGACAGAAAAUUCACAACUCCCCCAAGAUGUGAUUUCUAGAAAAUGUAUUUUUAAUCCCAAUAAGGUCAGAGCAUAGUGUUAUAUGAUCAUUGCUUAAAAAUUGUUGCAAAUAGCUCUAAUAUUAUUUAGACAAAAAAUUAUAUUUGCUGUUUGGAUUGUUACCUGUAUAAUGCUUACUAACAUUUGCACACACUCCCAAAAAUAAUACUCAGGGAAAAACGAAGGCAAGCUGCUCAGCUGAACAACCCCACAUACCUCCUCAAUUAUUAUUAUUUUUUUAAAUGGGAGGGGCAGGUGGCCUUGGGUACCAAGUGGUGUGUCAGAGGGUGCCUUGCAGCCCACGGGUCCCAUGUUAGGCAUCCCAGGCCUAGACAAACAGAAAAGUUUUAGUCUGCCAGUUAAAGUUCCUCAAGCUGGGUGCCUAAGGAACAGUUUUGGGAGAACAGUCCAGAAUUAGGGGUGCCACCACAAAAAAGCCCUUUCCCCAUUCACUACCUGCCUAAAGUUCAGUGUUGGGUCAUCUGGAAAAGGGUCUCUAAUAACAACUUUAACAAUUAAAUUACCCGGGUGGUUGUUUUGUUUUGUUUUUCUAUAGAUAAACUGAUUGAGAUAAUCAUCGACGCUAUUCACCAUUUGUGUUCAGUUUGGUGUCUGCAGUAGACAAUGAGCCAUGUGCAUAUUAACAUUACUAUUUUUGUUUUAUUUUGUUUGCAUAAAGGGAAGGAAAAGAAUAAUAUUGUUGGGAGGCAACUAUUGGUUCAUAUUAUGCAGCUUGCCUGUACUUUCUCCUCCACCCCAUUGUGUACAUAAAGCAUCACUGCCAGUGGUCUGUCCAGUUUUCUCUUGCAAUAAAAGCUCCCAAAGCAUCCUAGAGCUAAUCUUUCUGUUCCAUAGCUUUUGGCAGUUAAGGGCCAGGCUAGAUGUGAUAUUAUAUUAAUUGCAUAAAUUACCAUGCUUUAAAAAAUGUAAAUGGCCAAUACAGUAGGAUUGGGGCAGUUAUAUGUGAUCCUGCUUUCAAUGGUCCCUGUGAAAGUUUUGGGGCAGUCAUGCUGCCUUGUUUUACAUCAGCAAAUGUCUUUUAACUUCCUGCUGUAACUUUUCAUGCCACAAAAGUUCCAGAUCUCUGCCCCCCACUCCUGCCUUUGUUGUACAAUAGUGCAAGCGUGCCCCUCUUGGUCGCAAUAAUUCAAAAACAUUGAGUAAGCAUUGCAGAGUAACUAAUAAAGUGGAGUUAUAUGUGGGAGAGUCUGGAAUAAAUCUGCUAUUUAUGACCAUUAUUUAUCAAGGACAUGUUGCAGUAGUCACUGACCUUGAUUUUACACCAGGGGUGCCCAAACUUUUUAAAAAGAGGGCCAGAUUUGAUGAAGUGAACCUUGUUGUUGUUGAGCUUUUUUUUUUUACAAUUGUACCCCAAAGUUGCUGAGCUUUUCUUAGGAUUGAAGUUGUUGACCUUUUUUGGGGAUUUUACCCCAGGAAAUAAACUGCUACAGGGGCCAGAUUAAACCGACCAGCAGGCCGGAUUAGGCCCCCAAAACGGACUUUAGACGUGCCUGUUUUACACCAUCUGCUGUAUUUAUUCAUCUACCUGGUGAAAGCCUUUCUUGCACUAUUUUAAGAGACACAAAAGUGUCAUAUUAAAAGAUAUGUUGGGAAAUAUAGAUUGCUUUCUUGUCGUCGGUUUGUAAUGAGCUUCACCAGCGUAUGAAAUAGCAGAUUGUGCGCUACUUUGCAGUUUAACAUACGCAUCUUUAUCUUGCUCAUCGUUCAUGAUGGAAAUUAUGCCUGGUACGGUGAAAGUCGAUGGAGAAAAACUUUUGUCCCUUCCCUAUACACCGUGUAUAGUUAAACUGGCAUUCACUCCUGCAAGAGGCAGCAAUGGCCACCAACCUAGAUGGCUUUAAGAGAGAAUAAGGAGGAUCAGGCUCUCAUUGGCUGCUAAGCAUGAUGGAUGUGCUCCACCUCUUCUGUCAGAAGCAGCAAAUGAGAGAGCUGUUGUGCCCAUGUCCCACUUGUUGUUGACCUCUGAGAGGACAGGACACUGGCCUGAUUCAGCAGCCUCUUCUUAUGUUCUUUUUGAGGUCAGAUUGGCACACUUGAGUGUGGGUUACCCCACUUUAUUCUCAUAAGGUAAAGGACCCCUGGACAGUUGAAGUCCAGUCAAAGGCGAUUAUGGGGUGUGGUGCUCAUCUCUCUUUCAGGCCGAGGGAGCCGGCAUUUGUCCACAGACAGCUUUCCGGGUCAUGUGGUCAGCAUGCCUAAACUGCUUCUGGUGCAAUGGAGCACUGUGAUGGAAGCCACAGCGCAUGGAAAUGCCAUUUACCUUCCCGCCACAGCAGUACCUAUUUAUCUACCUGCACUGGUGUGCUUUCAAACUACUAGGUUGGCAGGAGCUGGGACAGAGCAAUGGAAGCUCACUCCAUUGCAAGGAUUCGAACCGCCGACCUUCUGAUCAGCAAACCCAUGAGGCUCAGUGGUCUAGACCACAGCGCCACCCCUUCUCAUAGUAACCCUGGGAUAGGCUUGGUUGAGUCAGUGAGUAGCCUAAGGUGCGACUGUGAACAUUAUGGCUAUUCACGGGUGUGAGCCCAGGCUCCCAAGCCAAAGUCCAACGUGCUAAUCGCUGUAUGGCCCUUUGCCAACUUACUGUUCUGUAACUCAGCUGCAAUUUAGUGCUGCUCUUAGGAGUGGUGUAAUAUAUCUUGGAUCAGCACAGUUGCUGCAUUUUUCAGGAAGCUGCCUUAUGUUGAGUCAGACCACUGGUCUAUCUAGCAUAUUACUGUCUAUACUAACUGGCAGAGGGUCUCUAGGGAUUCAGGUAGGGAACAUUCCUGGUCCUACCUGGACAUGCUGGAGACUGAAUCUGGGGCCUUCUGCAUGCAAGGCAGAAGCUGUACCACUGAGCCAUGACCCUUCCCUGUUUUUUUGGACUGUCUGUGGGGUCAUGGCUAUAGGGGCUGUCAUGAUGAGCUCUUGAACUGCACUGCAUUGCCACUACACCACUGCGUCUGUCAUCAUUCAGGAGACAUUCAUUGGGCCACCUGUUGUUACUGAUAAAGUUGUAUCUGCAUGGUGAGAACUAUGGGAAUAAAGCAUGUACUGGCCCUGGUUUGGUAGUGGUGUCUAGGUACUCAAAAUAGCAUAGGUUGGAAAUACUAAUUGAUAUAAUAUUAAUUACAGAAUACAGUACUUUUACUGCACAGUGCCAUUGCUCAGUUGCUUGUGUUUUCUAUCUAAAAGUAUACUUUGUUACAUGUAUUGUUGAUUAUCCUCAGGAAUAAAGAACUGAAAACAAGUGGAAAUCAAGAGAUGGAGAAUAACAUAACAACCAUUUCUCGUGAGGAACUGGAGGAACUAAAAGAAGCAUUCAGUAAAAUAGGUAUGUGUUCAGAGCUUUUGCAGGCCCUUUGAGCUGUCCUGUUCUGGGAUGGGCAAACAGAUUGCCACUUAAAGAAGCAUGCCAUAGUCCCCGCCCCGAGUGUUUCAUAGGCUGUCUCUGUCCCUUUAGUUUAAAGACAUUUGAAUGUGCUAGCUACACAUGCCAAAGGGGAGGGGAAGAAAUAUCCUCUCUCUUUCUUAAAAAUGGGGGGGGGGGGGACUGAUUUUGAAUGCAUAACAUUGCAUUUAUUUGAAAUAUGUCAAUUUGGAUUAGGUUCUCAUUUCUCCAGAGGAAGGACAGCUUCCAUCAGCGGAAGGGAACCUUCAGAUCCAACCCAAUUCACUGCUUUUUCUUGCGAAUAAUAAUAUUGAUUAUAUCCAGCUUCACUUUAAAGACCACAGUUCCCAUCAAUAUUUAUAAUAGAAUGUAAACUAAUAUUUUGAAGCAAUUGAAGGUCUAUGGAUUAAUCUUUUAGGAUUCCCUUCCUUCCUCACACUGCUUUUCAUUUGUAGUUCAAGAGAACUGUACUUUGUGAUACUUGCUUAUUUUGUAGAGGCCACUGUUAAUAAAUAACUCUACAGCUAAAGGUUAUGAUAAUUUUGUCACUUGAAAAAAAGAAAAAUCAAUAGCAUGCUUAACUGAGGCUAUAAAUUGUUGCUCUUCUCUUUCGUACACCUUUAGGGCUCAGCUUUCUGAAAUGGUUUCAGAAAGCUUCUGGCUUCUUUAGGUUCCCUUUAUCCACAAGGCUUGCAGACAACAAGCAUGCUGUGUUCUUUUUUUAAAUAGCCUCUGAAAAUUUAUACUUCAGUGAAAAUUGAGCUUUUAGAAUUGGAAUAAGGCAACAUAAGGUACCCAGAAAGAGUAUAACAUUCAUUUCUUUAAAAAACAGUCAGCUGUCCAUUGUCAAUAUAGGAAGGCAUAAGUAUCUCAAGAGACAGCUAGGCAAUCUUCUGGCAGGAGUGACGAAGCUGACAGCAACUUUGGAUCCCCCCACCUCCCCAUUUUUAGUUGACUGUUGAAAAGGGGCUGCCAUUCUCUCUAGUAGGCACUCAGCCACCUGAGUUUGCUGUCAGUCUGGAAUGAAAACAGGGUCACCCAAAAAUAAGGUAGUGGCUCCUACAAGUUCCAGAAGCCUGAGAUCCAUUCUAUUCACAGCCUUUUUUAAAAAAAAGAUUUGAUAUACAAGUUUUCCAAUAUACCUGACUUGUACAAAACAGCAGGUUGGGGGGAAAAUCAUGUAUGUUGCGCCCAGGGGAGAGCAUUCCACAACCAGGAAGCCAUUGCUGAAAAGGCCUGUUCUCAUGUUGCCACCUUCUGCAGCUCCCCUUGGGGGAGGCACACAACUAAGGGCCUUGAAUGAUGAAUACGGGCUCUGGGUAGGUUCAUGUGAUUCCUCAGGUAUGAUAUUUUAUCUUUACAGAUAUCGAUAACAGUGGAUAUGUCAGUGAUUACGAACUUCAGGAUCUUUUCAAAGAAGCAAGCCUUCCCUUGCCUGGCUAUAAAGUCCGGGAAAUUGUAGAAAAAAUUAUAGCAGUGGCUGAUAACAACAAGGAUGGCAAAAUCAACUUCGAAGAAUUUGUAUCAGUAAGUGAACCACUUUCUCGGGCUUUGUUGUUUACCCAUAGUAAACUAGUUUAGUACUGUUGGUUAUAAAUGAAGUAUGAGGCCAUUACUAAACUGUGCUUUUAGAAGCAUAUUGGGUUACAUACUGUAGCUUUGCUUUACACAACACACCUUUAUGUACUGUAUCAGCACACCAGGAAUGUGAGCAGUAAAAGAAUGGAUUUGCCUGCCACAUUAGUUGAGGAAUAGCUAAGGGGUUCCUGCUUCCAUAACAUUCACUGGUAUUCAUAAAUGCUCUUGGGUUUGGAAGAAAAAGCUUGUGACCAGACACACUCAGAAUAACAAUUUAAAGGUUUAUAGUUCUGAUAAUAAAUGGAAGAUACUUCUUUAUCAAAUGUAUCCGCUAAAAUAGACUUUUUUCAGUGAAAGCUCAUGCCACAAUAAAUGUGUUGAUCUUCAACCUGGUGGAAGAAUAUUUUACUGCUUUUGCUACAACAAACUGAGCAAUCCUAUAUAAGAAGCAUUGCUGGCAGGGUGUGUGUGUAUGAGAGAGAGAGAGAGAGAGAGGGAGGGAGGGAGGGAGGGAGGAUGCAAUAGCUGCCAAAUCUUACAUGCACUUAGCUCAGAAGAUAAAGAAGAGAUCUAUUGAUGGUUAUUAGCCAUGAUUGCUAUGCUCUGCCUCCACAGUUAGCAGCAGGAACUGGAAAGCAGUUACUGGAAACCACAAUGCUUUUGCCCAUGCUGCCCCGAUCUUCCCCAUAACUCUAUUUCAUCCAUUUGUUUGGCACACUUUAACCAGCACAUCAGAUGUGCUGGUAGGGGGUGUAUUGGUCUGUUACGUUGGUGGCAUAUAUGGCGUGCAAAGGGAAUAGAGGGGCUUCCACCAUCUACAGCCCCUCAGGCAGCGUAUUGGAUUACUCCUUAAGGCUGCAGGUUUGUACAGUGGUACCUCAGGUUAAGUACUUAAUUCGUUCCGGAGGUCCGUACUUAACCUGAAACUGUUCUUAACCUGAAGCACCACUUUAGCUAAUGGGGCCUCCUGCUGCCGCCACGCCGCUGGAGCACAAUUUCUGUUCUCAUCCUGAAGCAAAGUUCUUAAGCUGAAGUACUAUUUCUGGGUUAGCGGAGUCUGUAACCUAAAGCGUAUGUAACCUGAAGCGUAUGUAACCUGAGGUACCAUUGUACACACUUACAUAGAAAUAAGCUGUUAUUGCAGCCUGUGGAACUUAACUCUGAGUAGACAUGAAUAAGAGUAUCACUUGUGUUGCUGCUCUUUUUGUAUUAAUAAACUACUUGGUUGGUUCUGGAUACUAGCCAUUUAACAGAUGUGUUAUAAGAGCCCAGGACUAACACAGAAACAUUUAUCAACCAGGUAAUAUUUUCAGACUUCAUAAAAGCGGUGCAGAGCAUUUUUGUUUUUACAAGGUGACAGCUAACCUGUGCUGUUUUUGUUUUUUAAUAGUAUUUAAAAGCACUUUGAAAGUAGUGCAUUUUAAAGAUUAAUGAUGCAGGAGUGAUGUAGCCUAUUAAAAGAUGGAACUUUUCAAAGUGUCUCAUCGGAAGAUAGGGAGAGCUUGCAUAAUUGAACGGGAUGAUGGGUGAAUAUACCAUAUAGACUGCAAUUAGCAAUCUCCAGUAAUGUCUGAAAGGAAAAAGAGCUUAAUGGUUACAUAGUUGAUUGGCUAUUAUGCAGCUUCAGCUUCUAUUAUGCAGCUUUAGCUGAUAACGAUAAUGUAAAAUUAUCCUAAACAUAUUUGCAUCAUUUAAAAAAAAAUCAAAGUGCUGCUUUAGCAUAAUCUGAAAUCACAGUAUCUUUGCAUGCACUUUUGAGAGAGAGAGAAGAAAUUGGUGUUAUAUUUUGCACUAGUGAUAUAUUUCCUUAUUCUAUAGAGUCCCUUCCAGGAAGAUGUACACUUGCCCACUUCUUUCUAUUUCACCCCGCUUAGUUAUUUCCUCCCUCUCCUUUCUCUUAUUUUCUUCCCUUUUCCUACAUUGCUGAUUUGACAUUACAGCUUUAUUAAAACAUACUGUGGUUGGGUUAAGUGGUUAUUUGGACUGGUUGGAAAAGGAUUGGAAGGUGGAAGGAGUGUGAGAGAAAUUAAGUUCUGUUUGCAUUUAAAUAUGAACUUGCCUAAUUAGAAAUUUCCAGAGCAAUAUGCAACUUUAUACGCAGUUAUCUUUCAAAAUUCAUAAUUCUCUGAAUUUUUCAAUGCAGUCCCCUAGCCUCUGUACAUAGGUAGCUCUUGUGCAUCAUAUUUUCUGUUGUUGAGUCUGGCAUGUAGAAACUGUUCCUCUCUGUUUUGUUCCAGGUUAUUCAGGAACUGAAAAGUAAAGAUAUUAGCAAAUCCUUCCGGAAAUCCAUAAACAAGAAAAAGGGAAUUACUGCAAUUGGAGGAACAUCACCAAUUUCUAGCGAAGGGACCCAACACUCUUAUUCAGGUAAAUAACCUGUCAUUUGUUCAAAUAAAAAAAUCCUGUAGAAGUAAAGGUAGCAUUUAUAUUGAAUAGUAGAAAAUGGCUGAAGCACUGAUAUUUCAAGGCUGACCUGCUGGAUUUUCUCAAUAAUUCUUACUGCACUCUCUGGAGAAUCUGAUAUGUAUGCCAGAGCAAAUAUUAAAACAAAAAUUAAAUCACUAUAUGCUAAAGUUCACUUUUCAGAGUAACAUUAUAGUUUUAUAAUUUAAAAGUAUUCUCUGGAUACACGUAUUCCUUGGUGCAUAAGGCUAUUCGGACCAUGAUAAAGUCUACAUCAGGGAUAGGCAACAAGAUGUCCUUUAGAUGUUGUUGGGUUCAAGCUGUCAUCAGCACCAGCCAAAAUGGCCAGCAUUCUGUGGUCAUUUGACGCUGAAUGCAUCAAUUGAGGUUUUUAAGCUAUUUUUUUAAUGAAAUUUGUUAAAAUCUACACUUCCAGCAUGGGCCAUAAGAUGCCCUGAUUUUCCUGGGCAUUUAAGCAUUUUCCGCCUGGAUGCUCCUUACGAGGGCCGAAUACUGCCUAUGGCUGGGAAAUUCUGGACGUAUGGCAACCCUGUGAUAGACUGGAGAAGCUGUAUAUGAGAAAUAUUACAACUUCCUAACCACUCGUUCAGAAGUGGGACAAUCUGCCCAAGAACUGUGCUAUAGAAUCUCUUUCCUCAAGUCUUGGACUGGAUGGACCAUUGAGUCCCUUUCAGUUUCAGUUUGUGAUUAUGUUUUGUACUUGUCCUGGUUUUUAGAUUAAGAUUUUUCUCUUUCUUUUUCCAGAGGAGGAAAAGGUUGCUUUUGUUAACUGGAUAAACAAGGCUCUUCACGAUGACCCAGACUGUAAGCACCUUCUCCCUAUGGAUCCAACAGAUGAUAGCCUUUUUAAGUCACUUGCUGAUGGCAUCCUCCUUUGGUAUGUUUAGCAUUACGGUGGGUUUAAAAAAAAAAAAAAGAUCACAAAAAACCAAGCUGACUGGUGAGUUUUCAUGUUGAAACACAUGAAGCAUGAUCCAGUUAAGCAUGAUGAGAACUCGCUGAUUUUCAGUGAGACAGCUAAGUGCAUUCUUAUUUCUCUCGAUGAAAUGAAUAGGAAUUAAAGCCUGUGUUGCCUUCAUUUUGAAGCUUCUGCACUGCCCCACAUACUCCUUAAUAGAAUAUAAAAGGUGGGAGCUGCAGCAAAAUGUUACAGGCUAAAAAGAAUGCCCCUGUUUAGGGUUGCAAUCACCUGUUUCCUCCAGGCAGGGCACCUAAUGCUUCCCUUUCUCCCAAUUUAUCACUCCCUCCCUGUCCCCCAGACAACAGACAGUGCAUUCUGUGGUCCUUAUUGGACUGUGUUUUGUUUUUGUUUUGCUUCCUCGUGCUUUCUUCCUUCUUAUUAUUCCUUUUUGUAUUUCUACAAGCCUCGGGGUUCCCCUGAACAUGCUAUUAUACCCUUCUGGUUUCUUAGAAGGCUUGUUUUUUUGUUAUAUAGCUGUUGGCACUCACUGCAUGAGUGGUGGUUUCAUAAACACAAGAAGAGGCAAUUAUAAAUAAUUGCUGUUAGCUGGUAUCAGUCUCUUUUGUAUCUACAUAUAAAUGACAGUGGCCUUGUUCGUAUGUAGCAGUAAGUCAUGACCAAGAAAGAAAGAAACCAUGAAGUGGUUGACUUAGGGCUAAUUGUAUUGUAACUUAUAGACUAUUGUAGGUAAGCAGUGUAUAGCUUUUUCAAAUAAAUAAGCUUGCAUUCAUGGUUUAUUUCUCUCCUAUCAUGAGCAGUGAGUCAGCCAUGCAUUUUGUUCACAUAAUGUUUACAAAAAACAUAAUAUGCAAACACUCCGUGGUGAUAUGUUCCAUAGUGUCUGCUGGUCUCACUUUUUCCAUUGAGACAAUCAGGUAGAUUGCAUUUAUUCAGCAAAAAAGCUCAAAUUGCAAGCUGAUGUUUCAUGCAUUGGUUUCUUAGUACUGUUUUGUGUUUUUGCUUUUGCUUUUUCUGGCACGUUCAGUUUUGUUAACCUACAUUUUUCAAUGAUUGAGUGAAUGUAUUUAUAAUGACUUGAUUGUUGCUUUUUAUUUGUAAGCCACUUUGAUCUGCUCCUUUGUAAAGGGGGAAAGCAGGGUAUAAUUUUUAGAAACAACAAUAUAAAUAUAUUUUACUAACUGAAGAAAUGCAAGCCUUCUUUUCUAGCAAUAAUAUACAUGUGUAUAUAUAGAUAUAUAUAUGAGAAGCUGGAGGAGCAUCAAACAUGCAGUUCCCCAACCUGCAGUCUGAAUUGGCAUGGGCUACAAAGAAUUGUAAUACCACAUGUCAUUUCUGCACAAUUUAAGUGGCUUUGAGGUUGCUUCAAGUGUGUGAAGGAGGAACCCCCACAGCCUGAUAUUUCACCCCAUCUGUAGCUUGCCUUGUUCUAUACUAAAAAGUGAUUGCUGUUAUAUGGCAGCCUUUCUGUCCUAGGUUUCAAAGAAGUCAGGUGAAAGUAUUGUAGUUAUCAGAGUAUGUUAGUCAUUAAUUGAUUCUACAGUCAAUGAGCAUUAAACAUACAAGCACGAUGUAAACUCUAAGUGAAUAACUUUCUGCUUUCUGUAUGCUGUGAAAGUGCCAUAAGAAUCCCGAGGAUGUUGCCAGACACUGAGUCACCUAAUCUUCAUUAUAUACAAUCCAUUGUGCAGUUGCCCAAACUCUACAGAGAGUCAUAUAUGGCUUCACUGUUAAUAUUCCAUUUUCCUACUUUCUUGUACUCCUACAGUUCCCAGUAGUAGAUUUUGAUGUUAUGCUAUAGAUGGAGAAAUAAUCACCCAGUUUGGUAUGCCAAAAUCCCUUUUAAUUGUUGAAGUAGCUGAAGGCUAAAAUUGUCCUUUACAUGAGACUGAUAAAAAAAAUUCAGAAAGUUGUAAUUAAAUAUUUCCCUUUUCUUCCCUAGCAAAAUGAUUAACUUAUCCCAACCAGAUACAAUUGAUGAAAGAGCUAUUAAUAAGAAGAAGCUUACUCCAUUCACUAUAUCUGUGAGUACAGCACAACCCUAACCUAAGUAUUUCAAAUCUACCUCAGAAGGACUGCUUGAAAGUACUUUGCAAAAUAAAAAAUGAGAACAGUGCAUUAUUGUGGUACAGUGGAACCUCGGUUAUUGAACAUAAUCCAUUCUGGAAGAUGGUUCGACUUCUGAAACUAACAACUGAGGCGUGGCUUCCCAUUGGUUGCAAGAGCUUCUUGCACUCAGCGGAAGCCACGUCACACGUUCAAGUUCCGGAAAACGUUCAAAAAUAGAACCGAAAUGUUCGACAACUGAGGCGUUUGGGAAAUUAGGUUCCACUGUAGUUUAAAUUUCCAGUUCUUUUAUUUGCAUCUGUUGUUGUAGCCCUAUAACUACCACUUCCCGAAAACUAAGAUAUUCAAACCUCUGUUUAUAGAUAGCUUCUCGGAACAUUUCUACAUUUUUUGUUGUUGCAAAGCCAUUGUGAAUUUGUGCCACGUGGUAUGACCCUGUAUUGCUCCAAUAAGCAGUUUUGUUACAUGGAUACUACAUUUACAGAGCAAAGCAUGUCUAAUUUCUUUAUUGCUAUAGAAAUAAUUUGGAAACCCUAGAGUACAUGUUCUCUGGGGUCUUCUGACAAUGGCUCUUUUAAUGACUAACAAGGUAAAAGUAGCAAUAACAGAUUGUGCCUAUGCUCCAUCUGGUUUAGUGAUCAGGAUAGGCGUUUCAGAAGAUAAUACUGGAAUAGUUAUUCAGAUACCAUUGAUUUCCAUCAUUUAAGUUACCUUAAUGACUUUCUAAAAGGCUUAAUGACUUUCUAAAAAGACUUUCUAAAAAGCUAAAAAGCAGAAACAUCACCUUGCCAACAAAGGUCCGUAUAGUUAAAGCUGUGGUUUUCCCAGUAGUGAUGUAUGGAAGUGAGAGUUGGACCAUAAAGAAGGCUGAUCGCCGAAGAAUUGAUGCUUUUGAAUUAUGGUGCUGGAGGAGACUCUUGAGAGUCCCAUGGACUGCUAGAAGAUCAAACCUAUCCAUUCUUAAGGAAAUCAGCCCUGAGCGCUCACUGGAAGGACAGAUCGGCCUGCUUUGGUUCCUGGGGAGUUGACCAAGAUGGCGCCGAGGCAAGUCACGCUCUCCGGCGCUCACUUUUAUUUUUAAAAAACCUUAUCUUAAUUGCCCUCCGGAUGCCAAUUUUUAACAAACGGAAAACAUUUUAAAGACUCUGAACAUUUUUAUAACUCCUGUCGGCUCUGCGAGCUUCAGCUUGUCCCAGCCUGCUCCCUCCCUCCUUAUCAGCUGCCCGGUCAAGGUUGCCAGAGAGGAGAGAACGCUGCUGCCUGAACUGAGAGCAGAGAGACAGAAGAGGUCUAAAGACAGAACUGUGAACUGCUUAUCCGACCAACGGUGCCUGGAGAAGGAGGGUAAGGAGAGAUACGACUUCAGAUCCUGAAGCUGAGGCUCCAAUACUUUGGCCAUCUCAUGAGAAGAGAAGACUCCCUGGAAAAGACCCUGAUGUUGGGAAAGAUGGAGGGCACAAGGAGAAGGGGACGACAGAGGACAAGAUGGUUGGACAGUGUUCUCGAAGCUACCAGCAUGAGUUUGACCAAACUGCGGGAGGCAGUGGAAGACAGGAGUGCCUGGCAUGCUCUGGUCCAUGGGGUCACGAAGAGUUGGACAGGACUAAACGACUAAACAACAACAACAACAAAUGACUUUCUGAAAAACUCAUACAAAUCUUUGCUAGAAGCCCCAUCCGCGUCAGUGCAAAGUAGAACUAAGUCACGUUCCCAUCAGCACAAGGAUUUCUGCUUGGACAAUGGGAACUUCCCUGGGCACCCCCUAAAUCUGAUCUAGGGGUUCCCCCAAUCCUCCAGAGCAGAUUUGAGAUGUGUGCAAGCAUAAAUACUUGCAUGGAUGGGACAUGUUACUUUGAUACCACCCAUCCUUUGUUUUUCCUCAUUACCAUUUUAUUAUACUUGUAUGUUUUUGCAUUUGUAGUUAUUGUCAACGUCAAAAUGCAUUUUUAUUUUUCCUUUUAGGAAAACCUAGAUCUUGCACUAAAUUCUGCAUCAGCUAUUGGCUGUACAGUAGUCAAUAUUGGAUCACAAGAUCUAAAAGACGGGAAGCCACAUUUGGUAUUAGGACUGUUGUGGCAAAUCAUUAAAGUUGGGCUUUUUGCUGAUAUAGAAAUCUCCAGAAAUGAAGGUAAUAAUAUAUAAUGUCUGAAAUACAUGAUAAAGCAUGCAUUUUUGUCUGAUUUGUGUCUAAAGUUUGAGAAAUAUAUGUGAAAUCUUAAAUGAUUUUAAAAAGUUAAAAAGUAAACCAGCUUUCCUGAAAACUUUUUGCAGCUCUUAUUGGUUUGCUAAGUGAUGGGGAAGAAUUAGAACAAUUAAUGAAACUGUCUCCAGAAGAACUCCUGCUACGUUGGGUUAACUACCACCUGGAUAAUGCUGGAUGGAAGAGAAUAAGCAACUUUAGUCAAGACAUUAAGGUAUAGCUUGAUCUCUCAAAUAAAAGCAAAAACUUUUGAAUCAGAACCUUUCAACUGGAACUAGCCAAGACUAUAAAAGAAAUAUUUUUAUAGCUGCAUUUCAAUCAAAAUUAGAGAGAUACUGUUUAGGCCUAUCACAGCAUUGCCAUUCACCCUUGUUAUUCUCUGCUUUCUGCAAGAGUUUCAAGUAGCUAUCUGUUGAAUAAUAAUAAUAAUAAUAAUAAGAAUUAAUAAUAAUAUAUUAUUUAUACCCCGCCCAUCUGGCUUGGUUUCCCCAGUCACUCUGGGUGGCUCCCAACAGAAAAUAAUACUAGUUUUUUGCUUCUCCUGUUCCUUUCUGGUGCAGGAAGAACUAAAUUAAUCUUGUUUUCUUGUUGAGUUUAUAUGAGAGCUAAAACAUACUAUUGCAGCUGAUGUCAAUAUGACUCUCCUUUUCUCAGUAUCUGCCCGUCAGAGUGCAUCAAGGACUUUUGUUCAGGUUUUUUCAAUUGUUCAUUUCAGGACUCAAGAGCCUACUACCAUUUGCUGAAUCAAAUCGCACCAAAAGGAAGCAACAAUGGAGAAGCAGCUAUUGUUAUUGAUCUUUCAGGCCUCAAUGUAAGUUUGUGUGUGUGUGUGUGUUUGCAGAAUGUCAUUGUACCAAGCAGGUGCAAACCAUUUUGAAUUACAAGCACAGAUCAACAGAGUGCACAGAACUCGUAGAGCAUCUGUAAUGGAUCUUGUGUAUAGCUGGCUAAGGUCUGGACUUUUGGAACUUUAAGUUGAUAUUGCUUUUAAAAUGAGCCAUCUACUAAAUUGACCUGAGCCAUAACUCUGUUGACAGCAUUUUGUAAUUGUUCAGGUGAUUUUAUUAAAAAAUCAGAAGUUUCCAAAAGAGAAAUACUUAGGUUUUUGUAUGCUUCCAGUGUUUCCAAUAAGGUGUAAUUUCAAACUUUCUUUCUGAACCUUGCACUGAGCUUUGAUUCAGACCUGCCCAACAAGUAGUCUGCCCACCAGGUUGAAUGCAGUGCAACAGUCAUGUAUUGUUGUGUACCAAGAUAUUGACAAACCUACUGGUUUUGCUAAGUGGCCAGCAUUGUAAAAAUGGGCAGCUGCUAAGCUUCUGGCAGGUUUCAAUACAUUGUUCGUGGGCUACGUUUAAGCCUGGCAGAUUCACUAGGUCAACAUUUGCCAACCCUUGUACAUUCUAGCUUUUUUGGACUGGCUCCAGCCAGCGUGGCAGUAAUGACUGGGACUGAUGGAAGUUGUAGUCUGAAAUAUCUGGACGGUGUACCUGGUUGGCUUAGGUUGUAAUAAGCUGUUAGCUAAGCUUUUUCUGUGCAGUGAAAUGUUAUGAAACCAAAAAAAGGUUCUGAAAUAAAAUAAGUUUCUAAACAAUUUCCUGGUCUGCAACUUGAUCUAGAAUUUUAAUUUAUGUUCAGUGCAAUCUUAUAUUAAGAUGUAGCUAUUUUGUAUAAAAUGUCAGAAUUAGUAUUUUUUGAAGUGUGAGGUUUACUUUUUAUAUUGUUUUUCAAGGAAAAAAAUGACCUGAGGAGGGCUGAAUAUAUGCUUCAACAGGCAGACAAACUGGGCUGCAAACAGUUUGUGACUCCUGCUGAUGUGGUUGCAGGCAAUCCUAAACUUAACAUGGCCUUCGUUGCAAAUCUCUUUAAUACGUACCCUGCCCUGCAGAAGCCCGAAAGCUCUUCUUAUGAUGUCAAUUUACUGGAAGGUGAGCUAACGUAACAAACACUGAUAGUGACAUUAGAGAAUGAUGAAUAAUGCUCAAUUAUUUCAUAUUGAGAUUUUCAGAAUUUCCUUGAUAUAUAGCCAGAGUGGUGUAGUGGUUAAGAGCGGUAGUCUCGUAAUCUGGUGAACCGGGUUCGCAUCUCCGCUCCUCCACAUGCAGCUGCUGGGUGACCUUGGGCUAGUCACACUUCUCUGAAGUCUCUCGGCCCCACUCACCUCACAGAGUGUUUGUUGUGGGGGAGGAAGGGAAAGGAGAAUGUUAGCCGCUUUGAGACUCCUUUGGGUAGUGAUAAAGCGGGAAAUCCAAUCCAAUCUCCUCUUGUUCUUCUCUUCCAAAAUGUUUUCACAGAAAAUACAAGCCACCUGUUAACUCCUAUUGAAUUAUCUACUCCAGUGAUAGGGCAGCUGUAUAAAUGCAGUCCAUAGGUAAAAUACAUAAAAAUGGGUAUAAGAUGAUCUGUGGUGCAACAGAUGCCACUUCAGAAUAGUCUUUUCAACAGUGGCCAGUGUGAUGCUUUUGGAAAGCAUGCAUACAGGGCCUGAAGGCCACAAUGUACUCCAGCUGUUACUCAACCAGCAACUUUUAUUCAGAGGCCUCUAAACCUGAAUGUCCCAUUCGUUUAUAAUGCAAGUAGCAUGGGAUAGAUAUGUCCUCUGUAAAUUUAUCUAGUCCUGUUUCAAAGCCAUCCUACGGCCCUACCCAGAUGAUAAGCCAUCCAUGCUAUUAGCAAUUGUGUGAAUGGCUGUUUUUCCAUUGAAGACAUGAGAGCCUUGCUGUGGGUGGGAAGGAGCCUUUAACCCCCUUUGCGCCUUGCUGUGUUCUCAGCUAGAUUUCUCUCUCUCUCUUUCAUUCACUUGCACUCAAACUCACACUCCCAGCUUGUAGCAGGUGAGGGGGCAAAGCCUGAAGCCCAAUACCCUCAACGCCAGGUUUCCAUCUGGAUUGAGUCCGCACCUGGAGUUUCCUUUUAAAAAGACAUUCAUCCACACAAUUGCUAAUCAUGUUAAUAGCAUCUUGUGUAGUCUGGCCUUGAGCCAGGCACCACCACCACCUCUUCUGGCAGCAAAUUCCAUAAGUUAAUUGUGCAUUGCGUGAAGUGAUUUCUUUCUUUUUUUCUUUUUUGUCUUGAUUCUCUUGCCUGCCUUUUAUCCUUUAAUAAACCGACUGUGGCUGAUCAUUCGGCAUUGUGCUCUGGCCAACUUUUGAGAAAAACAUGGCACAACUGCCCAGUACUAAUUGAACUGUUAUUGGGUUGCCUUCUCUCUCUCUCUCUCUCUCUCUCUCUCUCUCUCUCUCUCUCUCUUUCUCCCUCCUUCCCUGCAUGACAGGAAUACGGAGCUCAGAUGCUAAAAGUGAGGGCCCAAAUAGAUAUGGUAUUAAAUGUGUCUUUGCAUUUAAUAUGCAGUUUUUAUGCUAAGGACUGGGGAGAUCACAACGGGUAGGAAGAGGAGGUUUUGCACUAUCCUCUUCCAUUGUGGUCCUAAUGAAUAUUGCUUUUUAGUUGGUGGUGGCUGCAUUGGGAGGAAAUAUUUCCUUACUUCAAAACCAGGUUAUGAAGCCACUUUUUGAAACUGGUUUAACAGUUCUGAAGCUGUUACCGGUAAUCAGAGUAUCCUGGCUUGGACAAAAUGAGAAAGUGUAGUUAAUAGUAGACUUCCUGGGUGGUUUGCCGGAUUGUACAGUGAAAGGAGCAAAGAGGCUCUUUCCUAUCUCAGUUUAUUAUGAUCAUCCAAAUGUGGUCGUUAUCUACUCCUUCUAAGUAAUACAGUAGUUAUCCUUCUACAGAUUAUGCCAUCUACACAAAUGUAGUUUAUCUAAAGCAAAGCAUCAUUUUUUCUAGCUUCAGGGCCAAAUUAAAGUUGAUACUCAGAGAACCAUAAUUGUUCCUACUUUUUUGCUUGUUGUUUAUGUUCAAAGCAGUUGUCAGGGUGGGACUGGUCAAGGGGAGAAGCAGCAAUGUGAAGGGGGGUGUCUAAUUCUUAUCCCCCCUUUUGGGGUCUAAAUUGCCUGCCCUGAAGCUAUUUGAACAAUGGGGGGAAAUAUGUUUGGUGCCUGUAGGUUCUCCCCAACAUGGCAAAUAGCAGCCUCAAGAACAAUUUAGAACAGUGUGGUAUGUAAAUAUAAUCCACUGAUACAUAUUUCUUUAUGAAUUCUGGUGGAAGGAUGUUCCUGCAUAUGCCCAGUAAGAGAGUUGAAGCAAGGAGCAGCCAACAUUGUCAACAGUUAGCUUAUAGCACUGCAUGCAGUUUGGAUGAUGGCUGGCUGUCUCCUCUCUAAUAAAGCCCCAACGCUUAACAGCUUUAACCUCUGAGUUUCAGUUUCUUCACUGGGGAAAAUUGAGCUCACAAGUGAUGUGCUUUUUAAAGGACAGGCUAGAAAGGUAUCACCUUAUGAUUUUGAAGAUUUGUGACAAUGCUUGUGCCACUGGGUGUGAUUAAGGAAGCCUGCAGCUCAUAUGCCUCACCAGUGCUCCUGCAGCAUAAGAAAUGGACUCAUUAGGAUGGUGGUGGACUGCAGAGAACUCAACAGCAUGGCUUGAGAAGACACUUACCCACUGCCUCAGAUGGAAGAAACAUUUGCUUUGUGGGCAAAAGUGCUUUUCCAUGUUGGACCUCAAAGGCAGAUAUUAUCAGAUCUCAGUUGGGCAAAGUGAUAGCUUUCACCAUACCAUUUGGGAUUGGCUUGGCAGUUGACAAACACUCCUGCUACCAUCCAGAGAGUUAUGCCAAGUGUCAUACAUGACAUGCAUUUCACUGAGACAGUAGCACUCUUGGAUGAUUUGAUGAUUUUUUUUCAGCCACUUGUGAGUAAAGAAGUGUGAAAGUUCUGAAAUGUUGAUUGAAGUUAGCACUUUCAAACAGUAAACAGUUUCAAACGUUGAUAAAAUAUUUGGGACAUGUUACUUCUAAGGAUGGAUUCCACCUAGAUAAAAAGAAAACACAUGAUAUCACAGCAUGGCCAGUACAAAUUAUUAAAGAAUUGCACAGCUUUAUUAUUAUAAUUAUUUACUGGAUACUGCCAGGGGUUUGCAGACCAAUAUUCCAUUUUUGCAAGACCUUUCUAUUGCUUUCUUGCUGGAGAUGGAAAGGGGAAGAAAUGGAAUGGAGGACAGAUACUUGAAGAUAGAUGGAAUGAAAAUUUCCAAGAUGCUUGAGAAACUUUAAAACUGAAUCUCACUUUUGCACCAGUUCUUGGGUUUGCGGAUGGAAAACUUCCAUAUACUCUUCAUUCUGAUGCAUGACACACUGAACUAGGAGCUGCUCUCUGACAGGUACAGACCAGAAAACCUCAACUCAUUGUUUAUGCUAGCAGAAGACUGACUUCUACUGAAUGCAGCUAUCCAGUUCAUAAAUUAGAAUUUCUUGCCUUAAUAUGGGCUAUUUGUGAUCAGUUUCUUUGUUUUUUAAAUAUGGUGCAGAAUUUAGAUUGAUGACAAAUAAUAGUCUCAUGACAUAUGUGAAGACUGCAAAACUGGAUGCAGGUGGGUGGCAGCUUUGUCACUGUACAACUUCAAUAUUGCCUAUAAAUCAGAAACGGCAAAUAUGAGCCAAGAAAGCCACACUAAGGGCCACUAAAUGACAAGGAAAAUGUAAAACAAUAGUGUGUUGCUAGGCAGAGCCCAAUAAAGUAUUUUAACUGAGAAGACUGUCUGGAAUAAUGAAAUUCGUAAAGCAAUAAUGCAAACUCAUGAAGUGCUGAUAGGCUCUCAGACAGAUAAUUCUAAUGAAGAAGCAGUAACAUCUAGAAAAACAAGGUUAGUAAAACAAGAAGACGGUAUAGCACCAUCAUUUGAGAAUCCAUAUACUUGGCCUGAAAAACUUGAUCCCUCCGAUUCUAGACCUAUAAAUUGGAGGAGCUACAGGGAAGUGACAAAUAUAUUGCCCAUGUGAUUCAUUUCCUGGAAACUGGGUGUAAAACUACUUUAGAGGAAGAAAAAGGAGAAGAGUAUGAGACAAGACUACAUCUACAUGAGUAGCCAUUUUUUUUUUUGUUUCUCCAGGAGUCCUACACAGGAAAGUACAGUUGAGGGAAGAGACAAUUGAACAGCUGGUAGUUCCUUACACUCAUCAUGCUAGAGCACCAGAGGAAAUUCAUAAUUAAAUAGGCCACAGUGGAUUUGAAAGAACUGUAGAACUGGCUUGGGACCAUUUUUACUAGCCUGGGGUCACUAGAGUAUAGAGGAGAAAUGUCAGACCUGUGAGCAUUCUAGUAAAAGAAAGGCUAACAUAGAAAAAGCAGCAUAGCUGGUACAUAUCCAGACUUUUUCUCUGCUAGGCUUCAUUCAAAUAGACAACUUAACUUUGGAGCCAGAUUGUGCAGGAAUAGGGAAUGUAUUAGUGGCAAAAUGAUCAGUUAAUGCCCGAAACAGCUGCUAACGUAUUGUAGAACAUCUUCAUCAGUCGCUAUGGGUUUUCUAAAAGAAGCCAUAGUGAUUAAGGUGCUACUUUUGCAUCAAACUUGGGUCAAAUCUCAGGAGUAGUCACAGCUUCCUGUUACCCAAGUGGACAUCCAGUGAAAAGGUGCAGUCAUACCUGAAUGAACAUGUUGGGAACACUGGAGGACCAGAAAAAUGUUAAGCGGAGACCAUCUUUAUUGCCUAUUGAUUUGUGUUUUGGAGUUAAAGAAAAAGGACAAGGUGUGAUGAUGGAUCAACAGUAUGUAAAAGAUUUAAGGUGAAGACUGUGAUACACGUAUUAUCUUGCUGCCAAACAAGCUGCAAAAAAUUAAUUGACUAAUAACCACUUUGGCAUCCUGUAUGUCAUUUCUGGAAGCUGGUGACCCUUAGUUUUAGGUGAAAAUGAAAGUUUGCUGAUCAGCGGGAACCAGUGGUGCAUAUAACAGUGGAACAAUAAGAGGGAGACCUACCUGUUUACAGACUACAAGCAGACACUGUAGAAAUGUUGUGGUUUCAUUACUGGUUAUAAAUUUGCAGCCAGUAUGCACAUGGAGUCAAGUCCAGUUAGCAGUAGAACCAGCUGAUGAAGCAACGAUUCAAACAGAGGAUGAGGAAGAACCACAGACUGAACAAGCAAAAUUUCCACCACUCCUUUCAUUGAAAUUCUCUGGCCUCCCUAGCAGGAGCAACCAGCAUUAUGGGCAGUUAAGCUAUACUAUCUCAGUGCAGCUAGGAUGCUUGGCUACCUCCUCUCUACAAAGCCCUAAAAUCUUAAGAGCAGAUUAGUAGUGAGGUCUUCUUUAAAAAUUUAAGAUGAGUUGUGAAGUUCCCCAAAACUAUAAGCUUAUAUUCUUUUUCUGUUACAAAGGGCCUACGAGUUUUGUUUUCCACAUUGGGCUAUGGCACUUGCAGCCCUUUAAAGAAGACUGCUGUUGGAGUUGAGACAAGUGAACAGCAACCAUUUUCUCUCUCUUGUCACUAAAACCAAGCAACUGGUACUGAUAAUGACCAGGUGGAAAGGUUCUGUGGUAAUGGCCUGAGAAAUGGCACUUGGGAGGACGGUGCUCAGUUUUAUAGCUUUGGGUUAUUUAUGUACAUUAUAUAUUUUGACAGAGAAUAUUGUUAUUGUUUGAUGUUCAAAUAUUAUAAUCUUGUCUCUGUGUGAGUCCUUUGUUGUGAGUCCCUCAAGAGACCCUGAAUAGCAAAAUUGUUAAAACACCUUUUCCCCAAUAUGAUUCAAGCUUUUCUGUCUGCUUUGAACUAAAAGAAGAAGAAAGUGUUUGUGUAACAUCUGAUCACUGUUCUUCCAGCAUUUCAUCCAGUUUUAUCCUCAUUGCCUGCAUUUUGUAGUGGGUUUUUGUGUGUGUCAAAUAUUACCAUAUGAAUGAUGAGCACAUCCAUUUCUUUAUAGUUAUUUCUGAGGUGAGCUUUCAUAAUUUGACCAUUUAUAAUUUUCCCAUUUUUCUUCAUGAAAUGCAGAUUUGACUCCUCCUAAUGUAGGUACUGUAUUUAGUAUUUUUCUUUAGCCUGUAAAUGUAUUUAUCUUGAGAUGAUUGAUUUCGUUCCCUCCCUUCUAUGACUGCUUUCCCCCCCUAAUUAUCCUCCUGCACUGGUCAUAUAACCUAUUUUUCUUUUUAAUAUGCCGUUACAAUUGAAAGAAAAAUAUUCAUUCUUAUAUAAAUGCAAGGUUGAAGGCUGUUUUCAUACAUAACAGGGCUGUUUUAGGAGCCGUGACUUGGGAGUCUCACAAAUAAGGACUGAAGGAGAGUCAAGACUUUAGACACACAAAUAGGGACAGUUUCAUCCUCUGGAACAAUACAGUGUCUCUUCUUUCUCUCAGCUGGCUCGAAUUCUAAUUUCAUGAAUACUCUUUUAGAAAUACAGUAAAAUGAUACAGAUUUGAGUUCCUCUGGUCCAGAGCUAUACUCUGGGUAUGUCUUUAUGUCCUGUCUAAAUGCCAUCGUCUUCCAAGGCAUUAGGAUUCUACUGCAACUUCUCUCUAUUGUUAAAAACACACACACACACACACACUUCCACCAGGCAUUUAAUGAUAUAGAAGUGUGACGUUACUGGUAUUUGCAUUGAGAAGGAGCAGUUGUAGCAGUGCUAUAUUUUAUAUUGUUUUAUUAUUUUAGUUUAUCUUGUUUGUAACCCACCUUGUCAUCACAUUGUGAUGAAGGGCAUGAUAAAAAGACAACAAAUACAACUGUGAAUAGGACCAAUUGACUGAAGGGAAAAUAGUCUGCCUUACUGGUGGCGAGACUGUUUAGCAUCCAGUAGUGUUUCUCCCACACUGCUUAGACACUGGGGCCUUUCAUGCAUCAAGCUAUUGCUCUAGUGUUUUAGAUUUUGUAUUGGUGAUGGAUAAACAAGGAUUUUUGCUGUCACAGAGAAACAAGAGCUGGCAAUUAUGCCCGAAGAUUCUUAUUUCUGUUUCCACAGAAAGAUUGUGGGAUGUGUUGUUACUGACUAGCCUUUUGAUAAAUUAAAUUGUACCUAGCAUUGUGCCACUGAGAGGGGGGGGGGGAGAGAGAGAGAGAGAGAGAGAGGUGUGCCAUAUUGUUCAGUGACUCAUGCCCUCUCUUCUUUAUUCUAUUGGCAUAAUGCUACUGCAUAAUAUUUUAGUCACACAAAGAGAAGUGCCAUAGGGCAUGUUGGCUAUAUAUAUGGUGCUCCAGCUCAGUUUUUGUUUUCUAUUAUUUGUCCCUUCCAUUACAUAAAAUUCAGUCUGUGUCUCCAGAAGGUAUAUUCUGAACAAUGAAAAGGAAGUGGGGGGGAGGUAAUGGAAAGCUGGCCAGUUUUCAAAAAGGUGAAAAGCUUAAGAAUUCUUAGGUUCCUUUUUAACGAAUAAUCCUGUUUAGAGUGGCAUAUUAAAUACAGUGUGCUAUUCUUAGUUCCUCGGUUCCUUUUAAUCAGAAGUACGUUCUUUCAACUUGCACGCUAUUGCUGCUAUUGGUCUAGAGUGGAUUUUUCUGGCAUUGUUCAGCAUGCAGUUUUUAAAUUCUUACUUUGAGUGAAGUUCUACAUAUUUCCUUUCUUAUGCUUUCAGUAAUAAGCUUUCCUGGAAGCGUUUGUUAGUUGUCUGUGAAAUGUUCAAAAUACAUUUGAGUUAGAGAUUGUUUUUUUAAAAAAAUAUCUCAAGCAUAUAAACACAGCUCAUUUUAAUCAUUGAUCCCAAAAUACAUUGUAGUCCAAAUUUUAAAAUCACAAGGUUUUCUCAAUUAAGUAAGCAUGUGGAGAAAAUGUAACGUUUCUCAAUUUGAGCAGAAACAGCCUUGAGGAAAGAAUUGUAUAAGGUUGCCACAUAAGGCAGUUUUUAUUUUUUGGCUCACUGUUCACAACGUGAAAUUGGUUAAAAUAUGUUGAAAUUAGGCAGCAUUGUUUAAAUAUUUAAUUUCUACACAUCACAUAUUGAAUUAGGCUGCAAUCCUUUACCUACUUACCUUGGAAAAGCCCCAUUGAACUUAGUAGGACUUAGAUAAGUAGCCAUGUAUAGGAUGUCACUGUGUUUUUUUUAAAAAAAGUAAUAAUUAAGAUUAUAUACAGUGGCAUAGUAUAAUAUUUAUAUAAUUCCUAAUGAGCACAAAUAAAAGAGAAGGGCAGAGUAAUACAGAAUAAAGAGAAAAAUAGUUGCUAUGUCUACACAUGUAGCAAAAUGUGAUAAGAAUACAGAAAAGAUAGAAUUGGCUGUAGUAGUAUUUUAGGCAACAGCGGGAUGCACUAGUUAUGAAUGUUCACCCUUGUAAAAACAUCACCCUGCAAUAAAAACUGCACAUCAGUGAGACAGAUUGUUGACCAGAUCAUUCCCUAUAAUACUAGUUUUAUAUCUUCAGGGAGUUCUUCAUAUAGGAAUCCCUUGCCUGCAAUUUGAAGUGGUACGUUCUGUGUUUUCCCACCUUGGGUCUCAACCAUCUCAUUCCAUCCUGAUUCUAAAUAGAUGCAGGUCACAGAGAGCCCCACUGAGAAAUACUAAGCUGCAUACAUGUCAUACAUCUAAAGCACAUGACUUUCCCCAAAGCAUCCUGGGAACUGUACUUUGUUGAGGGUGCAGGGAAUUGUAACUUGGAAUGGUGUGUGUGUGUGUGUGUGUGUGUGUGUGUGUGUGUGUGUGUGUAACUACAGUGCCAAGGAUUCUUUGUGGGAAGUCAUGUGCUUUAAAUGGGUUUUAAAUGCAUGGUGUGUACACAGCCAAAAUCAGGUGCUUUUGAUCAAAACAGUAAGGACAGUGUGGAAAUCAAACGCCACAUAAUUUCAUCUACAGCAGAAAUCCCAAAGUCAAUCUGCCCUAAAUGUAUGCCAUAUAAACAGAGUUAUAACUUUAACAUGAAAAUGGUAUUGAGCAAUGUCAGUGUGGCAUAGUGAAUUAAGUAGGGGUCUUGGACUUGGAAGAUCAAGGUUCAAAUGCCCCCUCAGUGUACUCAUUAGGUAAUAUUGCGUUAGGUAGCCUGUAUCUCUGCUAAACUCAAAUUACGCUUGCAGAGUAGGAAAUACUGUUUACCCCUAUAUACUUUCCAAAGUUCUGUGGACUAGUGUUGAUAUACAAAUAUGUUAAGUACUUUUAAUUUGGUUUUAUGAUUUUAAGUUCUUACACUCCUCACCAACUACGUCUUUGGAUAGUACUGCCCACCCAGACAUGAGAAAUUACUAUUUUUUAAUAGAAAGAGGAAACACCUCUUCUGCCUUGUGAUGCCUGUUCCAUUUGUACCCAGAGCUUUUAAAAGCCAGAUCAGAAGAGAUUAUUUCUCAGGAAAAGAUACAUUGCUUUUAUAUUCUUUCAGAGUAAUGGCACAUAUAAAAUGUGUUAUCUAAGAAAUUUUGUACCCUUUGCAAUAGGAGAAAGUAAGGAAGAAAGAACAUUCCGAAACUGGAUGAAUUCUUUGGGUGUAACUCCUUACAUUAACCAUUUGUACAGGUAAUAUUUUUAUUCUUGACUGGCCAUUUAACUGAUCCGUGGUGUAACCCUCACUGGAAAAUAUUGUAAUUGAUAGGACUUAGUUUUGCUUGGAUCAAUGAUAACACAGUACUGUUUUCUGAUCAUUAGAGAUGAUAGGCUGGUAUAGCUCAGCUGGUGGAGCCUUAGACUCUUAAUCUCAGAGUUGUGGGUUUGAGCCUUACAAAAGAUGCCUCCAUUGUAGGGGAUAAUAAUAAUAAUAAUAAUAAUAAUAAUAAUAAAUUUUAUUUAUAUCCCGCCCUCCCCAGCCGAAGCCGGGCUCAGGGCGGCUAACAACACUAAAAUAGUGCAACAUUAUAAAAAUUAAUUAAAAUCAAAAUUGAUGGCAACCAUAAACGAAAGUUUUGUAAAGAUUGCCAAAGGAGGGAGUCAGGCUGCACCCUGACCAAAGGCCUGGUGGAACAGCUCUGUCUUGCAGGCCCUGCGGAAAGAUGUCAAGUCCUGCAGGGCCCUUGUCUCUUGUGACAGAGCGUUCCACCAGGUUGGAGCCGCAGCCGAAAAAGCCCUGGCUCUAGUUGAGGCCAGCCUAACCUCUCUGUGGCCUGGGACCUUCAAGAUGUUUUUAUUUGAAGACCGUAAGUUCCUCUGUGGGGCAUACCAGGAGAGGCGGUCCCGGAUUAGACUAGAUGACCCCCCUGGUCCCUUCCAACUCUUCAAUUCUAUGAUUCUAUUCUUUCUAUGAUUCAGAACUGCGACUGCCAGAUUCAGAACAGGACUUCCUCUUCUGGUAUGCCCCCCGGAGGACCUUAAGGUCCAUAAAUAGCAACACUCUAGAGGUCCUAGGCCCUAAGGAAGUCAGAUUAGCCUCAACCAGGGCCAGGGCCUUUUCGACACUGGCUCUGGCCUGGUGGAACGCUCUGUCUCAUGAGACCAGGGCCCUGCAGGAUCUGAUUUCUUUCCGCAGGGCCUGUAAGACAGAGUUGUUCCGCCUGGCCUUUGGCUUGGAAUCAGCCUGAUCCCCUCCACCUCUUUCCUUUUCCUUCUGUGAUGGAACCCCUAUUUGGGGACUUCCCUGGCUUUUUUCUGGCCCACGUAGGACCAGUCUGGAUAGUUGGCCUUGGUGAAGAUUUGACGUUUUCUCCUCCCAAACAGUUUUUAAUCUGGGCUUCCACUGAAAUGAGGCUUCAUUUUAAGUUGUAUUUUAAUCCUGUUUUUAAGUUGUAUUUUAAUCAAUUGUUUUUAUACCUGAUGUUAGCCGCCCUGAGCCCGGUCUUGGCCGGGGAGGACAGGGUAUAAAUAUAUAUAUAUAUAUGUAAUCUCAGUGACUGUGGUAGUGAGUAAAUAAGUAAGUAAAUAAUUUUGGAGGAAAAGAGAGGAUUACCAAGCAAUGAAAGCCUCAGAAAUUUACUUGGAUACACUACUGACUGCAUUCAGGAAACAUAUAAUUUAUUUUUGUAAAUAUAUAUGUUUUCUCUCUCUCCCUCUCCCUACACUGACCAGUGACCUUGCUGAUGCUUUAGUAAUCUUCCAGCUCUAUGAGAUGAUUCGUGUACCUGUACAGUGGAACCACGUCAACAAACCACCAUAUCCUGCACUUGGGGGUAACAUGAAAAAGGUUUGUAAAAGUGUCUGUUUUGGAAACCACAGUGGCUCCUCAGCCAUUUGCUUAAGCCGCAUUAUCAUGAAUGGUGUUGGUGUCCCUGAAUUAUUCACCCUUGCUUAAGGUAGCGUAUUAAUAUGGUUACAACUCUUGAAAUAAGUUUCUUGGUGUGGCCCUUAGACUGGACCUCAGCAAAUACUUCAGUUGGGAUGAAGCAUGCAUGUCACAGAGGCAUACAUGCCUACAGAAAAUGCAGUUUUCACCUACGGUACUGAAUGAACUUACAAGUCUCGAGACAUUGAGCAAUAUAACCAUGAUAAAUGGCCAACACAGAUCAGUUGAAUGCAACAGAAUUUAGAGCUGUUUCACAAGCAGGGAGCCAGAACUAAAAGUAUAUGCAGAGCAGGUCACUAAAGUGGCUGAGCUUAGCUGCUGAACAUGUGUCAAGUUGCACAUACAUGCAGGAUAUUAUUAAGAAAUUUUGCAUGUUUCAUCGGGGAACAUUGAGAUUGUCCUUGCCAUUAAUAUCAAUCAGUGAAUCUGUGGCAGAAAACUCAGAACACAUGUAGGGCAGGUCACACAAGAAAAGUGAACCACAUCACAGACCACACAGUUCAAGUUUCACACAUGCAUGUUUAUGUAGAAGACAGACUGAAAACCUCAAGGCUUCUAUUAAAGUCAGGAAUAAUGAAUGCAUCUACUCAAAACACAUGUAAGGCAGAUAUAAUGCAAAACAGAUUAUGCAAGAAAGUGAAACGAAACCACCGUCUACAAGGCUAGUAAAAAAAGUCCCUCUGCAUUGCAUAUGGUAGGUGAGCAUACAUAUGAAGCAUACAAAACUCAGUCACCUGCACAGAACAGGAUACAGACACUCUAAACAUACAAACAAAGCCAGGGUAGAAGCAUUCUAUUGAUACAACUACAGGACUCUAUGGCCUCUACAGUCAUUGGAAGUAGGCAUGUUAGGGCCAGUGUUAUGUCAUCACCCUGUGAUCUUCAGGUGAAAGGUAGUAUACAAAUUUAAUAAAUAUUAAUCUGAUAUGGAAGGCAAAUGGACAGGCUGUACCUAGUGGGGACAUGCUUUCCUUACCUGAAAGCAACUGCCUCUACUAAUCGUUCCUGCAACUUCAUCUGAAGACCACUAAACCAAAUGGGAACUUGGAAGAAAAUGUUAGCCAGUGAGGCCAAGUCUAGAACUUCUUUCCAUGUUCACUCAGUUAUCCCCAGGGAUUGGUGGUGAGGUGUUUCAAGCCAUGACCCACAUAUCCAUAAGGAGGGGGCAGCUGUGAACUCUGCUUGUUGAUGGGCCAUGAGGAGAGUAUCUAGUGGUGACUCACCAUGGUUGCAGGUACCAGCACAACGGGUGCCAUUUAACACUUCAAAAGUGGAGUAUCUGAAACCAGCAUGGGUGCAUGCUUAGUGCAAGAUGGUUCUAGUCUUGCAGAACAGGACGACCAUCUGGAUAACCCACUUGACAUUCCUUUAGGUGACACUGCUGAAGGUGAUAUUGUGACCUCUGAGGCAUGUGCUUUGCCUGCUGGGGGAGGGCUGUCCAUAAAUGUGACAUCUCAAGGCAGAUCCUUGACUUUGCCAGUAUAAGAACUGUGUGCUUUGAGGAAGGGUUCUGGUAAUUGCAUCCUAAGUGGUGGACCAAGUACUGGUGACCUCUGGUGCCACUACUUUAGCUGAUCUGGAUGUUGUUCUUUUUGUUGAGCUUAGAUCUGUGUUUACUUAUUAUUGUUUACAGAUGGCUAGAUAAUGUUCUUAGGAAAUGGAGGUGUGUUGUACAGUUCUGUUAAGAAAAAAUGUUGGAAAUGCUUGCCAGCAGAGGUGAGAGUAUUAAAUUAGCCAAAUCGUAUUUGCCUAGUAGUCCUUCACCAGGAGUGUAUGCCUAGGUUUUCUGUGCCUUGAUUCAUAUUAAUAAAAGCUAAUACUUUCAGAAGAUUUGGAUGAAGUUUGUCUAACUGCAUGCCUAAGCAGCAAGCAUGACACCAUACAUAUGUUUAUAAACACAUUCAUCUGCUGGUAUAGGGUGCUCUUGCUGCACUGGUGUUGUGGUUGGUUUGCUCCAAUUAAAAUAUUUUGAUAAACGAUAGUUCCAAACAUGGGCGUAGUCAGCUGCCUCCCCCAAAUCAAGUAAAUAAAUAAAAUUACUUAACUAACUGGCCAAUUGCAUCGCAGAUAACUCGGCUCUGCUGCCUCAACAUAAAGCCAGCCCCCCCCCUCCAAUAAAUCCUGGCAACGCCCAUGGUUCCAAAUAGUUUCUGACCUUGAUUUGUCAUUUCUUUUAGAUUGAAAAUUGUAACUAUGCAGUGGAACUGGGGAAGUCAAAGGCCAGAUUCUCAUUGGUUGGGAUUGGUGGACAGGACCUCAAUGAAGGCAACCCAACGUUGACACUGGCACUGGUGUGGCAGUUAAUGAGAAGGUGAGGAUGUAUUAUAGCUCACAAAACCAAAAUGUUUUCAAAACCAAUAUAUGUUCUUCAUUUAUUUGCAACCACUCUGCAGUUUUAUUUUUAAAGUCAGAUAAAUUAUUUUCAGGAGUUUGUGUUGUCAGAAAAUUCAUAGGUACAGUUUAGGAACUUGACUUUAUCCAAUCUGGAAUAUAUGCACAAGUCAUAUGCUACAGAAUUAGGAAUCACAGCAUAAAAUUAUUUAGCAGCAAAAUUCAGUAAGCAACUGGAGAAACUUGGAGCAGAGAGCAGGCAGGAGAAGAAUGAAGCUCCUCAACUCAUACCACAGCCCUUGUGUUUGAAAUUACCGCCCACCAUGCACAAACAGACAAACCAUUAAGCCCUUGAGGGUGAUCUAUAAGAUGCUUCCCAAUGUGACUAGUGGCAGUAGUGCCUGCCCUGCCUCUGAUUCUCUCUCAUGUUUCCUCUUUGUUUGGCUCUAUCUGCCACAAAGCAGCUGGGCCGUAUUGUGCUUCACUUGGCUUAUGCCCUGCCCUGUACUGCCUGGGGAGCGGGUGGCGCUGUGGUCUAAACCACUAAGCCUCUUGGGUUUGCUGAUCGGAAGGUUGGCGGUUUGAAUCCGUAUGAUGGGGUGAGCUCCCGUUGCUCUGUCCCAGCUUCUGCCAACCUAGCAGUUCAAAAGCAUACCAGUGUAAGUAGAUAAAUAGGUACCACUGUGGCAGGAAGGUAAAUGGCAUUUCCAUGCGCUCUGGCACUCAUCACAGUGUGUCCCAUUGCGCCAGAAGCGUUUUAGUCAUGCUGGCCCCAUUACCCGGAAAGCUGUUUGCGGACAAAUGCCAGCUUCCUUGGCCUGAAGCGAUAUGAGCGCCGCAGCCCAUAGUCACCUUUGAUUGGACUUCACCAUCCAGGGGUCCUUUACCUUACCUUACCUUUUACUAUACUGCCUGGUGCUGUGUCAAUUUCAGUAAAGUUGCAGUUUGCUUUUAACUCUCCUGCUUUUUCUGUACUCAAUGCAAGCACAUUUUCUAUAAUUUUUUUCUGUAUGAAAGUUGUGUUUUGCAACUGUUUUAACACAUUGUCAGGAAAAUACGGAGGAAUUGUUAAAUUCCUUAUCAGCUGAAAAUACUGUGUUCUUUCUGUUGCAGGUACACUUUGAAUGUACUAUCGGACCUUGGUGAAGGGGAAAAAGUAAACGAUGCGGUUAUUAUUAAAUGGGUGAAUCAGACACUUGCAAAUGCAAAUAAGAGUACUUCAAUAACUAGCUUCAAGGUAAUGAAGACACUCUAGAGAAAGGAAAUGUGAAUUAAUCAGAAACAUAAUUAUUUUGAUGGGAAUUGAUCUAUAGCAAAGGUUCUGCAUUAGUUAUUGUAUAUAAGUUGUGUAUAAAUAGCCGCAAAUAGAUUAUGAAUGCAAGUAGAUUAUGAAUGUCAUGAAAAACAGUACCACAUUUAGAUUACAAAAUAAUAGUAACACAUGUUAAUAUAGAUACAAGAUGGUGGGUGUGUAGAUCCGUAUUUGUAAUGAACUUUCACUAUGUAACUAGCAGAAAUUUUGCUUAAUGGAAAUGAAUAAUUUUAGCAUGUGACAGGAGGCUUUCAAUUUAACCAGUAAUCCUAAAACCUCAGGAUGGGUUUCUUAGAAGACAGUAUUAAACAUCCAUCCCCUUUUGAGGCAGGAGUGCCGUUUGGGACAUUUUUGUAAUAUGAUGUUGCAUUAAAACCACUAGAGGGAGCAAACCUAACAAAGAGACUGAAAUCUGUUUGGUGUGGUUGAGAAUAAAACUGUUUCUGCUUCAUAAAAUAUCAACAUUUCCAUAAGGUUUUAAGACAUAUUUGAGAAUGGCCUGGUUGCAAUAUCAGUUUCAUUAGGCCUUGAGCCGGUGUAGUUCUCUGAAGAUUUGGCCAUUCACCAGUGAAAAUAAAAGUGUCGAAUAAAUGUUACAUGAAUAUUUAGCCAAUAUUUUUCAGAGUUCAGAUCAGUCUCUUUCUAAUUUAGAAAGUGGUCUCGUGGCAUUGGAACAUGGGGUACACAGAAUGACAGAAGAGUAAUAAUGGACAGACGUAAUCCACAAUUAUUAGCACUAGAAUGGGAUUUUAUGGCCAGUUCAUUUAUUAAGAUACAUCAGCUUAAUUAGUUGAGAUAGGAGAACCUUGCUGGGUUUAAGGGCACAGUAUGCAUCGUGGUGCUUAGAAGCUGUUUGAGCAAGUCUGAAAUCAUAGCUUUAAUCUGCCUGGUAGGAAUAGCAUGCUGAGACUUUGGAGGAGAAAAGCUAAUUCUGUGGUGCCUCCUGCUGAUUCCUUGAUGUCAUGCACUUGACUGCCCAUCUGCUUUAACUGCUGGAAGGAGGUGAGCAGGGUCGUCUAUUUUAAGGCAGAGAGGAAGUGCGUUUCAGUAACCAGGAAGAAAAUGCAGUGCUCAAUGGCAAGCUCAAAGUAGUAUUAGGAUUCUAGAAAUAGGCAGAUCAUGCCACUUGCAAAUCAGUAGAAGGAAAUCCUAUUCACAGAAGAAAGUCAACCUGAAAAAAUAUCCACAAACGUGCAGAAUUAUUCUGGGAGAUGCAAGAGAUUUUCCCAAAACCUUUUGAUAGGAUUCCAUAACAAAAUGUUAUUUAGUCAUAACGGAUAUUUUAUCAUGGGAAAAGAAGCAGCAGGUGGUUAUAAAAGGUCAUUUGUCAAAAAGGAGAAAAUUCAACAGUAUUGAAAAACAUGACUUUGACCAUUCAUGAUUCAGCAGUUAUUACAUACACUGUGUUUUAGCUGCCACACCAUUAUAUUAGGAUUUAUUUAUCAAUGAGAUAGUAGAUAAAGAGAAGGGAGAUACAUGGUGAAAAUACUGGUAAGAGUAUUAAAGAAAAUCCAUUCAUUAAUGAUAGUGAAACUUUUCAACACCUUCUCCUUCCAGGACAAAUCCAUAAGCACUAGUUUACCUGUACUAGAUUUAAUAGAUGCUAUUGCGCCAAAAGCAAUCCGUCCAGAAAUGGUCAAGAGGGAAGAUCUUUCUGAAACAGACAAACUGAACAAUGCUAAGUAAGUCUUUGCAGAAUAUUUCUUCCUUUAUUAUACACGGAGACUCUGAUGCAGCCCAGAUGUACAUGGCUAGUUGUAAUUGUCAACUAAUUCCUACUCUUUUACAGAAAAAAAGAACAAAUGGUCUGUGGCACCUUAGACUUAACAGUGUUUGUGCUGUAAGCUACUGUGGACAAGAGCCUUCUUUUUCAGAUCCAUGAAGAGUUAUUCUCAGCUGGCAGAUAAAUGCCAUCUAUUUCAUAUCUGCCUGCCUGUAUAUUUUAACAUCAUGUGUCUAAUGAAGUGUACUGUUGUCAGUGCAAUCAGGGAUGAGGAGACUGGGAGGAUGGGGUAUAUGUUCAGGCUCAUAAACAUCAAAAAGAUGCAUCCAAACCUCUUCAGUGGGGCCCAGAUCAUCAUUACAGUGUUACUGUGUGCAUGUCAACCCAUUUCUCUUUGCUGAGUUAUGUAUCAAGUGUUAGGAACACUGAUUCAGCAUGCUUUAUAUGUACAAAUGAUAUUGGAACAGUUGUCAGCUCAGAGAAAGCUUGCUCAUCCAAAGAAGGGGAUACCAGAGUUUUCAUGGGUUCCAUUGCUCAAAUACAAUGUGUUAAUUUCUUCCUUUUUCUUUGAAUGCCUUUCCCUUUAAUGCCACAGCUCUAAAUCAGUCAUAGGAAGCUGCACAUAGGAACUGUCUUAAAAGUUUUCUUAAAUGCUGACACACACAAAAAAAUCCUACCUUUUGACUUUUUUUAAGCACAUAAAAUGCUAUUUUCAGUGGUAUGGUUUCAAUAAUAUGCUGCUCUUUCUCAUGAAAGUAGGCCCUUUGAGAGUCUUUAUCUUUCUGGAAGCAAGCUAAGACUUUAUUUAUACUUUCUAAGUAUAAGCUGCUAACAUGCUUGACUCUGCUACGCUAUUAGUUUGUUUAUUGGUUAGGCUUUUACUGCAUGUUAUAAUAAUAAUAAUAUAAUAAUAUAAUAAUAAGUUAUUAUUUAUACCCCGCCCAUCUGGCUGGGCUUCCCCAGCUUCUCUGGGCAGCUUCCAACAAAAUAUUAAAAUACAGUAAUGCAUCAAACAUUAAAAGCUUCCCUAAACAGGGCUGCCUUCAGAUGUCAUCUAAAAGUAUGGUGGUUGUUGUUCUCUUUGACAUCUGGUGGGAGGGUGUUCCACAGGGCGGGUGCCACUACCAAGAAGGCCCUCUGCCUGAUUCCCUGUAACUUGGCUUCUCGCAGUGAGGAAACCGCCAGAAGGCGCUCGGCUCUGGACCUCAGUGUCCAGGUAGAACAAUCAUGUUAUGUUUUAUUAUUUGAGUAUAGUAGUUUUAUACUACACAUCACAGCACUCCAGAUGUUGGACUGCAUCUCCCAUAUGCCCCAACCAGUGGUGCCCAUGGUCAGGGAUGAUGGGAGUUGUAAGCCAACAUCUGGCGGACCACAGUUCACCCACCCCCACAGUAAAUUUUAUACCGGAAGGUGGAACAAUAAUUAUAGUAAGUAAACAGCAGUUGUGUAAUAUUUUGUUUCACAUCUAUGGCUACAAAUUGUUUAUAGGCAAGGGAAAUGGAUAUGCUAAUUGUUUGUUGUAGCCUGAAUUUGAUAAGCAAUACAUCUUUAGAACAAAAUAAUGGCUAUGCUACAAUAAUAAGGUUGUUAUAUCUCAUUAGUUAAUGCCAUAUGAAUAAUGCUACUUUUUUUCUCUCUCUCUCCAAGAUAUGCUAUAUCAGUUGCUCGGAAAAUUGGUGCUUGUAUAUAUGCCCUGCCGGAUGACUUGGUAGAAGUGAAGCCAAAAAUGGUGAUGACUGUCUUUGCUUGCUUGAUGGGAAGAGGACUGAACAAAAUAAAAUAAAGAAGAUUUUUUUACAAAUGUUUUCUGCCAUGAUAUACACAAUGAAUGCCUCAUUGUUUACAGACUAAUGGAAUUUAGUAGCUGUAAAACAGAGAUAAUUUAUGUAAACCAAUGUGGAGAUGUAUAGAGAGACUAUUUAAUAUAAGAAUUGUUUAUAUUUAAGGUUUCAUCUGAAAAGUUUUAUAUAUCAGUAAUUUGUGAGCUAAUGUAAUGCAGUAAUCACCAAUAAGAUUACAAUGUUAUAUAGCGUUUUUAAAUGAAUAUGAUACAUGCUGUUUUCAUAGUGCACAAAUUAUCAAGAUUUUAAAGUGCUAUUUUAGGAACUGCUGUGAAAUUAAGUUUUUAUGUCAGUGUGUUAUUAACGCGUAGUCUGCACAUGAAAGACCUUGAAAGUCCUUGCCUUAUUAUAAGGGACUACCCAAACUCCUGUUGGAAUUUGGGCUGCAAAUUAAAAGCUUCUGAUCAUAAGGAUUCUUUCUAGGGAGUAAUUUUCAUUGCACUGAAUGGGACCGACUUCUAAGUAAAAAAUUUGAGGUUCUGAGUACUAAUUGAUUUAGGCUACAAUCCUAAAGUCCCAUAGAAUUAUUUGGGGCUUACUUCUGAGUAGACAUGGUUAGGCUUGCAAUCAACAAAAGUUUUAGUUGAUUAAUUGAUGUACAUUUUAAUUGUUGUGGGUGAAUUUAAUUUGCUGGAGUUGCAAGGUAAGAUCUUGGGAAGGGGGGAGGGGUUAGGCUGUUCUGGUUCUUAUGUAUACUUGGCCUUCAUUGAAAAACUAAGGUUGAGAUGCGAGACUGGGACGUCCCUUAUCAAAAUCCAUCCCCUCUCCUGCACAGUCUCCCUUCACUCUUCCUCUGCAGGCCUAUGCCAUGGUUAACAAUUAUAUGACAGCCUCCUUUGUUAAACAUGAUUAAUACUAACCAGAGUUUGCAGUUAAUUAGAAUUUAGAAAUCAAGAAUUGGAAGCUGGCUUCAUAAAGAGACCAAUGCUGAUUGUAGGCCUUAAUCAUGGUUUUGACUGGUGAGAGAAGGAUCAGGGGAAUUUGCUGUGGAAUCAGCCCUUCUCUAAUCCCUUAAAUUUGGUCAAAUAAUGAGACCCAGUACAUUUACAGUGGUCCCUGAGCAGUAGUUUUUGUGUACCAAAACUUCAGUAUUUAAAAGACAUCUGUAUUAAGGUUAGUGUAGCAUGCAGGUUCAGUUAAAUUUAGGGAACAGUCAACAACCCUAUACCCAGGGCUUUUUCUCAGCCAGAACUUACUGGGACUUAGUUCCGGCACCUCUCAGGUGGGCGCCAUUGCCAUUAUAAGAGAACAAGGGAUGAGUUUGUGGUGAGUUCUGGCACCUCUUUUUCUAGAAAAAUAGCACUGCCUAUACCCUUUUUACAAUAUGGGGAAGAUAAGCUGAUAUAGAGUUAUUAUGGUGUAGUGGUGGCAUUUCUGCCAUAUCCUGUAGCUCCUUAGCCAUUGCAUCUUGAUUAUAGCAUUGCACCCUGAGUCAAUCUGAUUAGUAGAAAGUGUAGCUGGUUAAAGCAAAUGUAAAAAAUAAAAGUGAUUUGCAAACGUAGUAUUGAAGAUGGAACUUGCUGUUUAUUUAUGAGUUGCAUUGCAGGAGAUUGUAUUAGAUGACCCUUGGGGUCCCUUCCAAUUCUACAGUUCUAUGAUUCUAUGUUUUAAAACUGAACAUCCCCUCUUGUCAAUAUUGUUCUGUAGAAAUGCUUGUAAUUUGAAACAACUUCAACAUAUUUUUUAAAGUAAUUUGUUAAAGAAAAAUUAACAAUUGGUUGUCGUUUGUGGCAUUGAAUAAAACUAAGCACAAGUAUAACAAGGACAAUAAGCAAAAUGAAAAUUAUGUACGUAGUAAGGCUUUCAAUGAGAAAAUAUCCAAGCUAAAAUGUUAUAUUAAGAAGCAAUAAAGAGAGAUGACAGGUCCAGUUUGAGGCCUCUCUUU